AUGGCAUCGGAAGCAGUCUCGGGCAGUUUCGGAGGCCGCGGGGGUAGCCCCGCUGGAGUAUUCCUGAGCAUCACGGAUGCAGUCGCCUACGGUAGUUUCUCUGAACCACAGACUCCCGGAAGUCCAGGUGGGCGCGCCGGGGCUGGGAAAGGAGGUGGCGCCGUCACAAUAAAGGCGACCUCAGAUAUUAUUGUCGACGGCGUCCUGUCUGCCAACGGGGGUAGCGGGAUGUCGAAUGGCGGUGGCGGCAGCGGUGGAAGUGUCUAUCUUGAAGCAAGCGUGAUAAAAGGUUAUGGCACUAUUUCCGUUCGCGGUGGAAACGGCGCUGGUGACGGCGGCGGCGGUGGUGGUGGAAGGAUAUCGCUUGGUCACAGUGCACAACUUUACUCUUUCUUGGGUAAAACGCUGGCAGACGGCGGUCUUGGUGGCACAACCGAGGGCGAUCUCACAAUUAGCGGAUUUGGGGCCUCUUCCGCUCAGUCAAGCUACGGUACGGUGUACGGAAAGCUGGGAUACGACGCAAACAGGGGGUGGCGGCCGACAUCCACUUCCGGUGCUUACCUGGAGGCGUCACUUAACGCUGACAGCUAUGUGACAGCAGUGUCCACAAAGGGCGGUGGCUCCUCGGGAUAUUACAUCACGAAGUACACCGUCCGUUACUAUAACGCGACCUCGGCGUCCUGGGUCCAAGUAGGUGAUCAAAACUACGUUUUCACGGCGAACAUCAAUAGCGGCGGUACGGUGACCGUAGCAUUGCCGUACCCCAUAAAGACCAGACAGAUUCGACUCUACCCUGCUAGCUGGCAAGGUACCAUCGAGCUAGCCAUGGCACUGCGAGGUUAUGCGCCCGGCACAACAUCGCUGGAACCAGUUGGGAUAUGCGCAGCUGCAACGAAAGCCGGAAGCGGAGGUCCUGGUACAGUGUUCCACUGGCGUAAGGGCACUGUGUCCACCCUGGUCAUCGACAACUACGGCAAGCCUACCAACAUUCCGUACACGAAGAAUGGCACCACUUGCACCACUGUCCUUGACGUCAUCAAACAAGGAGGCGCUGCAUAUCUGAUGGACUUCCACGACGAUCUGAAGGAGGUGCUGGUCUUUGACGGCUCACAUCUCGUCUUCGCCGAUAAUUUUGGCGUGGAUAACAUCUAUGGAGACGGACGCUCAAUGAUUCACGUCAUCGAACAAUCCGCUCUGAAAGUCGCGCAGAAGAUCACGACACAUGCGCACGUUUUUGCUGGCUCCAGUCUCGUUUUGGGGAAGGAAAAUGAAGCUGUAUUGGUAGGAACCACCUUCAUACAAGGACAGUUGUUACUCGGCCUCCCGGAGAAUCAAACGCUGACCUUACAAGAUCCCGCAAAAGUUACUAUAGAUUCAACAGAAAUGACUGGUAGUACAAUGUAUGGGCUGAAAGUAGGUGCUUUAAGCGCGUUAACAAUUACAAACCCCAACCAUGUAUUCGAUCUCAACGUCAAAGAGAUUCUAGUGAACGGCGCGUUCAAAGUAAGUGGUAACAUGAGCAUUACAAAUUUAACGAAGUUUACUGUCGGUACAACGGGUUCAGUUGAGUUCAAUCCUAGCUCCUCUGACCUUUAUCUUGGCGGAAUAAUUGACAUUCGUGGCUCUGUCAAGCUGGGCAAGCACGUGUCCAUCGUCUACCCGUGCACGCAGUUUUUGCUUGAAGGCGGUACUCUCACAUGGCCCAACACAAUUGACGUCAUAACCAUGGAAUGUGACGUCAUAACCAUCAACGGUGUUUUCUCCCCGGGUGUGAUUUCUUUCGGUGAAGGAGCUACCCAAUUUAUGGUAGGCACUGCGGGAACAUUUACGAUGACAGCCGACGGCCCAAUUAUUGCUGACACCGUUGGAAUCUCUGGUAAAAUGUACGUUAACAACCUAGCGACAUUUAAAUCAAAGACCACUGCUGAUGACAGGAUAAACACAUUUGUUAUCAACCAUCCUAACGGUAUUUUGCAAUUGAAUACAAAUUCGUUGCCUGGACGGAAAAAUGGCGUUCAGAUUGACAGCACAUGCAGCACGCUGAAUGUACGUACGUUGACUAUCGACAAAACGUUUACCGCAUCUAACAUCAGUAUUGGAAAAGGAAUAGACAAAAUAAGCGUCAACCUUUACGGAUCCUGGGUCUUCACACCAUGUGGCGACUAUAAAGUCGACGAACUAUACUGCAACGGAACUAUGACGUCAACAAAGCCACUGACGUUGAUAGGGUACUCAAUCGAUAAGCUGAGAUCUCUCCAUCUCGAAUACGGCGGCAAGAUCACGUUAGAUUCGUUGGCUCAGUCAUCCAAAGCCUGGACAGGCGUUUCCGUUAUUGGAGUUCACGAGUUCAAGUUGUAUGGCGAUAUCAUGGCCGGAAAAUUGACAAAUUACGUGGGGGAUUACGCAGGGUGGGAUCGCCUGGAUAUCAAUGUCAACGGUUCCUUCUAUUUUCUUCCAAAUGGACCAUUUAUAAUUGAUUACUUGUACGUCAACGGGUACUUUGAAGCUUACGGUAAAGUUAAUAUGACAUCAAUUAAAACGUUAUUGUCUGUCCACAUAGACACCAAGGGCACGGUCAAAUUUGACUCGCUGCUUUCGUCCAACUGGGUUUCAGAAUCGGCAGUAACCGCUGUAAGCAUUGACAUGGAAUCUCAAUCGCAGUGGAUUUCCGGAAAUACGGUAUGGGACGUCACAACCUUCAAGGUGUCUGGUCGUCUAUAUUGUCAUCCGUACAACGAAUCCAAAAUCGUCUAUCUGACCGUGGAGAGCGGAGGCUUGGUAGAAUACACACGUCCAAACACCUUGAAAGGAUUCACGUGCACGGUUGAGUCCGGCGGAACCAUGAGCAUGUUUUACCAGCGCACGCCUGAGAAGACCAGUGAAGGAUGCGAAGCUACGCAGCUCUUGUAUAAGACUUUGAACGUUCACGGUACUCUACGCGCAGGUUCCCUGUACAUCGGGCCGCUCGGAGACGGGAAGCAGUUCUGUCAGAAUAUUACAAUUUCUGGCAGUCUUGACGUAACGGGAGGUGGUUACCUAUAUGACAAAGGACCAGGUGCGGGUGUGGUCUCCACCAGUGGCGGCAGCGGCGGAAGUCACGGCGGGCGAGGCGGCAAGGGUAGCGGAGGCACGAAGGCCACCUGGGCGUACGGCGACAUCUUCCGGGAGAGCCAGUGGGGUUCGGGUGGCGGAAGCUACACUCCGGGCUCAAACAAUGGCGGCAUCGGCGGUGGUUACGUUCACAUGUAUGCGACUGAAAACAUCAUCAUCAGCGGUACUGUCCGGGCGGAUGGAAAAGCAUCGACGUACGGUCACUCGGGAGGUGGUGCAGGAGGCAAUAUCUACAUGAACAGCGUUGUCAAUUUUGAGCUGACCGGAAGGAUCUACUGUAACGGCGGGUCCGCGUCAAACAUGGGCGGCGGUGGUGCCGGCGGUCGCGUGCACGCGUAUUUCAAGUUUGGCAAAUAUCAGUCGGGUUACGUAGAGGCGAAAGGCGGGUCCUCGGCUCAAGGCGAGGCCGGUGGUCCUGGCGUCUCUUACUUCCAAGGAACCGACAUCCGUAACCUCAGGGUCGACAACCGCUGUCAGCAGCCCAAGGUAACUGAGCCUACUUCCACAACGGCUGGGGCCACUGAGUAUAAUGCUUAUCUCAACACAGGUGCAAUCGCCUUCCUCCGCCCUGACGACACCACUGGCAGCUACACGUUCGACUUCACGCACGUGGAACUGUACGGUGGCGCGCACUUGGCGUUCAACGGAACCGAAAAUACCCUACAGACGCAGUUCAUGUAUGGAGACGACACCGGCCAUCUGCAUAUCGGACCGGGACAGAAGUUUAUUUUGACUGACGUGUCUCAGUACAGGCGCCACAACGUCUCGUAUGAGGUGUACCUUUACAAGGACGCAACGUGGAUCUGGCCGGAAACCACAGUGGAGUUCAGGAAGCCGCUCGACCAGCAGGCGCUGGCGAUGCCGACGUCUGCCACUUCAUGCGCUGCCAGCGUCCUCCGAACCUCUUCCGGGAGAUUCUGGGGCACGAUUGACGGCACCAACUCCCAUUUGCUGGUAUCUACUGGUUCCACGGUGAACCUCGGUACGGACGGUGUACGUGAGAACCAGUUCGCCAAUCUCACCAUACAGGACGAGGGAACGCUGGAUCUCAUCUCUACAUACGGCCAGAUCGACGAUAUAUGGACACUUACGGCAAACUUCCGGUUAAUACAGGUCCGCCGCGGCACUCACAGCGGUCAGAUCACCAUCGAGGCGGGAGGGACGCUGAAGGCGAGAAACCUGAACAUCCACACGGACAUACUCAAGGUCGACAAGCUCGGAACGCUGACCUUGACCGGAGCAGGGCUCACUGACGGAGCGGGUGUGGGCGUCAAUAAGGCGGGAGGCAGCUUCGGUGGACGAGGCGGUAAAGGAAACUAUGGUGGAACGGCUGGUAAUUCUUACGGUGACGUUAUCAACUCAAAUAUCCUGUUUGGUUCCGGUGGAGGUGGUGCGUCUUCCACAUUUGGCGCCGGUGGUGGUGCCCUGGAGCUCGAUAUCACACAGUUCCUCAUUGUAGAGGGAACCAUCGAGUCAAACGGAAAGGCCGGCAGCGGUAAUACAAUUGGUGGCGGUAGCGGCGGCUAUAUUCUUGUCCAUACGCGCGACAUUGAAGGUUCCGGUAACGUUAGGGUAGCCGGUGGAGCCGGGGGAACGGAUACCGGUGCUGGCGGUGGCGGGCGUAUUGCAGUCUAUUAUAAGUACGCUGACUACUGGUUUGGUUCCCUGGAUGCCAGGGGAGGAGCCGGGAGCUACGGCAUCGGUGGAGCGGGGACGGUGUACUUAAAGGACACCAAGUCUGGCGCCCAAAACGAGACGCUGAUAAUCGACAACUUCGGCCAGGUGCUGUCGACAGUGGCAAUUGCGGACAAAACGUACGCGGCCUACGCCACUGAAGGGAGCCGGACGUGGAUCGCUGACUCAACUCUGACCGAGAUGAACACUAUUAGGAUCGUCAGGGGCGCUGCGCUAGCUAUCCAUCCGAAUUUAACGAAGACAGCGUUUACUUUGCGCGCAUUCCGCUUCGAAGGUGACAGCACGGGCAGUCUGCACGUUGGACCCGGGCAGAUGGCGGUGGUGCAGCACCCUGAGGAUCUGGAGCUGCUUGUCAACAUCUACGUGUACAAGGGCGGCAAGCUCGUGCUACCCACUGACUUCAUCUGCCACAAUAUCAACAUUUUUCUAUGGGGUUCAAUUGGCGGUUAUGACAUGACAGUGGGUGACGGCUGCUCCGUGUACCUCGGUUCCAGUGUGGCCACGACUCGCACCGGCGUAGUGGAGGAUCCCGGAACCUUCGACCUUGUGAACAUCGUCGUCGCCGCCGGUGGCAAAAUCACCGCAACUCCGGAUCUCACCGGCGAGACCAACGAAAUUUACAUUCAGGCGGAUACAUUGAGGGUUCAGGGCGGGGGUCGUAUCCACGCCGUGCAUGUGGACAUACGGGCUCAGCAACUGACCGUCGAUGACCUUGGCGAGAUCAUUGGUGACCUUCACACGAUCGCUUGCACAACAGGGUCGGGCAUUGCCGGAAGCUCUGGUUCAGGCGCUGGUCAUGGUGGUAGAGGUGGGGGGAGUACCAGCAAUCCAAAUACCGGCGCGCCCUAUGGUCAGACGGUGCAACCGGUAACGAGAGGAUGCUCCGGUGGUACCGGUAGUGCAGUAUCCGGCUCCGGCGGUCGCGGCGGUGGUAUUAUCUACAUUCGCGCCGACGAUUUCCUGCAGAACGACGGCCAGAUCAGUUGUAAUGGCGAAGCCGGAACCGGCUCCAGCGGAGGUGGCAGCGGUGGCUCUAUUCUUAUGGACAUCAACAAUGUUAAGGGUUAUGGUGAAUUCCAAGUUAUCGGAGGGGAUGGUUCCGCUCACGGCUCAAACCAGGGCUGUGGUGGCUCUGGAGGCCGUAUCGCCAUGUACUUCAACAAGAACUUCACGUUUACUGGUUCCUGGGACGUCUACGGAGGCAACACACCGUCUCCCGCGUGCGACGGUGCUUCCGGAACGGCGUUCUUUUACCACAACAUUCACAAACACACGACGCUGCUCAUAAACAACUUCGGCCGUGGAGUGCCGGGCGAAGAGGGUGCCAUCAAAGACUACAGUAACCUAGCGACCGACACAUCGCACACUUGGUUUUUGCCUGACGCUGGGACCAACACUAGGUUGCCAACUACAACCAACACGUUCACGUUUGACGAGCUGCAGAUAUUUGGUAACGCCCACCUGGCCGUUCUGACUAAUCCAGUGGGCGCGAACGCAACUAUAUACUUCGAGAACAUGAUAGGAGACCGCACCGGCGCCGUGCACGUGGAUGCAAAACAGACGUUAGACCUUGAAAGACCGAAGAUCGAUCUCCCAUUCAACGUACACGUCUACCCUGACGGCGUGUUGGGUCUUGCCCCGGACACGUACGUGGAAGACAUUGAGAUCUUCCUCAACGGAACGCUGGCUCACAUUAAGAACCUCACUUUGCACCACGACGGCAACCUCUGGCUGUACCAACAAGGGAGAACUUCCGGUCUAAAAGCCGGAAACUACGCGUUUGAUUUUCUGCACGUGAAGACUGGGGGAUACGUUCACAUGAUCACAGACCCUGUUAAGGAUCUCGGAAUCAACUUUAAAACGAUUUCCACGCACAUCGACGGCGGUGGUAUCAUGCGUGGUACUCAUCUGUAUUUUCACUCCACAAACAUAACUAUCGACGCCGGCGGGAGUCUUAAUGCAGACUAUCUCGGUUACCGCGCAACAGAUCGUAACACAAAUUCGUCUGGCACGUACGGGCUUAUCAAUCCAGGUCUCGGACGCACUGGAACUCUUUCCUCUUCCGGUGGUGGCCACGGUGGUAGCGGUGGUCGCGGAGAAGGUGAAUCAAUCGGCGGUAAGCCAUACGGAGACAUAUACGAGCCGACUAUGUUUGGCUCUGCCGGCGGAGGCGACGGUGGCGGAAGAGGCGGAGGUCGCAUCUGGCUCAACGUGACCGACACCAUACACAUCGACGGCCAACUGACGGCUAAUGGCGAGGCGGGCAUCACGGUGCUCGGAAAACUCGCAGGCGGCGGAAGCGGCGGUAGCAUCUGGCUACACUGUGACACGGUUACCGGGUUUGGACAGAUACAAGCCGCCGGUGGUAGAGGGUCGGCCGGUGAUAUCGAUGUUGGUUCCAGCGGAGGUGGAGGAGGCGGUGGUCGAAUCGCCAUGUAUUUCCAUUUGAAUACGACAUUCAGUGAGUUCCGGUACCUUGCCAAUGGUGGACUUGCAGGGCGAGUGUGUGAUAAGUGCGAGGCAGGCGGACCGGGCACCGUGUUCUUGUAUCACAUGGUGGAAGAACAUCGGACACUUAUCAUCGACAACAACGGUGGACCUUCGCCAAUUAACAAGUACGUUAACUGGACACAUCUCGAUGAAGAUGGUGGGCGAGCAUGGAUAUUGCCCAUUUCCGGUCAGCACGCGUUUGCAACUGGGACUACCGGUAGCUACGCAUAUGAAUUCGAGGAGCUUCAGAUUUAUGGCAAUGGCCAUCUUGCGGUAAUGCCACCGACAAAAGCUAAUGUAGAUAAUGGCGAUGACGAUAACACUAGCCUUCAAGGCGGUGUGAAUAAGAACGACUAUAAAGUGAUUAUAUUCUUUAAGUACAUGAUUGGAGACAGGACCGGUUCGGUUCAUGUAGGCAACGGACAGGCAAUGGACCUCCUUACAAAUAUGGAUCGUGAAGAAAUGGACCUUCCCUUCAAUACGUACACUUACUACGGGUCUUACCUGGGUCUUGCCCCAAUGACGUUCGUUCACGGGGUAGAAAUUCACCUUGCGGGUUACCUUGCAAACGUUAACAAUAUCACGCUGCGUCUGGGAGGCUAUCUUUGGCUGAAACAUGGCGGCCACACAACCCAGGAGCCAGAGAGCUACUACAAGUUCGAUUACGUGAAAAUUCAAGACGAUGCCGUGUUGAACGCUACCACGGAUCCAAUUGCUGAAGUGGGAAUCACGUUUAAUAUUGAUGCAAUUACUAUUGAAGGCGGAGGAGUUAUGCACGGAACGUAUGUUACGAUAAACGCUCAGAAUGUCACCAUUGACGCCGGUGGUCUUUUGUCGGCCGAUGGCUUGGGAUACAGACAUGAGCAUUCUAACAGCACCCAUGGUAAAAGUUCUGUAUACGGAGUUGUUAAUCCAGGAGCUCCGGAUUCUAUUAGCGGCAUUGGCGGCGGUGGCGGUCAUGGUGGUAGCGGUGGCAAGGAGGUGUCCGCAACAUCUAGGGCUGGAUUCGCCUACGGUGACAUAUAUGAACCACGGAAGAUGGGUUCUUCUGGUGGUGCAGGCGUCAAUAAAGCCCCAGGCGGCAGCGGAGGUGGACGACUUUGGUUCAACGUGACGGAGACGAUCUUUAUUGACGGUCUCGUCAGUGCAAAUGGCGCAAACGGAGUUAACGGUUCCGGUGGUGGAUCCGGGGGCUCCGUUUGGAUGCACUGUAACAUUCUAAAGGGAUACGGUAAAAUCGUCGCACAUGGUGGCGACGGUUCAAAUUAUUCUGUAGAUACCGGAAGUGGGGGUGCUGGCGGCCGCGUAUCGGUUUACUUCCAGGUGAACAAAACCAUGUCUGCCUUCCGGUAUCAGACUUAUGGUGGAAAUAAAGGCGGGCCAUCGUCCGAGAAUGGUGGCGCGGGUACUGUGUUCCUCUAUCACAUGCACGAGGACCAUCGCACCAUUAUCAUGGAUAAUGGAGGGCGGCAUCCAAGGGACCAAAGUAACGUUAUUAAAGACUAUGCCGUUCUCACUUACGAUUCUGCUCGGGCCUGGAUCUUACCUGAGUCCGGCUAUAAUAAAUUCGCAAAUGGAAAAUUUACCUUCCAUUUUGAAGAAAUACAGAUGUAUGGGGCUGCUCAUUUAGCUAUACUUCCGCACCCAGUGGGAGCGGAAGUGGAUCUAUUCUUCCACAACAUGAUCGGUGACCGCACGGGAACUGUGCAUCUUGGCGAUAAUCAAGUUAUGGAUCUUGAAAGACCUGAAAUCGACCUCCCUUUUAAUGCAAGGGUCUAUGCUGGUGCAUUUAUCGGCUUGGGCCCGGUAACGAUUGUUCACGGAGUAACGAUCUGGCUUCAUGGCGAAAUGGAUCACGUGGAAAAUCUCACUCUGCAUCACGACGGUUAUCUUUCCUUAGAAACUGGUGGUUUUACAACCGGAAACGUUCCGGAUGUGUUCGAUUACCUUUGGGUAAGAAUUCAGGACAACGCCACAAUAAGCAUAUUAACCGAUCCAGUUGCCGAUCCACAGUCAACGUUCAACGUUGCUAACUCAAUUACUAUGGAAGGUGGUUCGAAUUUCGUUGUAACCAAUACGAAAAUCGUCACAACUGAUAUAAUACUGGACUACGGCGCGUCUCUGCAUGCAGAUUCUACUGGGUAUCGCGCUAAUGACCCGAAAACAGUAAAGACUAAUAUUGGCUUGGGCACAACAAACAGUGGCGGUUCUUCUGGCGCUGGGCACGGAGGAACCAGUGGUAAGGGAAGCGGAACCACUCUUACCGGACAGCCGUAUGGGCACCUGUUUCAGCCAUAUCAAAUCGGCAGCGCUGGGGGCGGCGGCGCUAACAUUGGCGGGCAAGGCGGCGGUAAGAUCGUUCUCGAGGUUUCCGGUAUGUUGAUGGUAGACGGUGAGAUCCGCGCUGAUGGCGGUGACGGAAAAGGCGGGUAUGGAGGUGGCGGUUCCGGUGGAACGUUAAUGAUAAACACAGUCAAAUUUCGCGGAAUGGGUAAUAUAACGGCAAACGGAGGCAGUCGUUAUGCGGGCGGAAGUGGUGGUGGCGGUUCAGGUGGUCGCAUCGCACUGUACUUCCGACAAAACGUAACAUACUGGGGACAGUUCCAAUGUCACGGUGGCUUUUCUGACGGCAACGCUGAACCAGGUGGCCCCGGGCCAGUUUUCAUAUACAAUGUUCAAGAGGAUCACAGUACGCUGUACAUCAAUAACAACAAGCUCAAAACGCCGUCUGAAGUGAAUCUUAUACGGAACUAUACUGAUAUCAGCCAAGAUCGCUUUAAGGCCUGGGUUAUGCCGGCGUCUUCUGACCACUGGCUUACAGGAGGGAAAAGCGACUACAGUUUCGAUGAACUUCAAAUAUUCGGCAAUGCCCAUUUAGCGUUAUUACCAGAGCCUUACAACAAUGGAUGCAACAUUCAUUUUAAACACAUGAUAGGCGACCGAAGUGGGUUCAUUCACAUUGGACCAUACCAAAUUAUGGAUCUGAAGCGACCUUUCCUAGAUACGCCAUUCAGUUCCUACGUUUACGAUGGAGGCUACCUCGGUUUAGCGCCAGACACAUUCCUUGAAAGUGUAUUUGCUCACAUUGAAGGAACGGUUGAUCAUAUACACAAUCUAACGUUGGUGCAAGGCGGUGGGCUGAAACUGUUUAAAUCUGGUUCCACUAAUAAACUAAGUCCCCUCACGUACAAGAUUCUCGGCUUGACAGUGAUCAAGGCAGAAUCAUACAUCAAUUGCUCGAACCCUAACGCAGAUUCCGAUGCUUAUAAGCUUACAUUUGGCUGGGUGAUUGUCGAGGGAGGUGGCUUGAUCAAGGGCGGUAACCUUAAUAUAACGGCAACCGAUUUCUACGUUGAUGACGGAGGCCAAGUUGAUGUCAGCAACGGUGGCUACAGACCUAACGCAGGACCUGGCGUUGGCAUCGACACGAGCGGAGGUUCGCAUGGCGGCAUAGGAGGUCGAGGAGGUUGUGACGGAUUCACGACGUGUCGGCUAGAGCGGAACAGGCCGUAUGGAUCCCUCUAUAAGCCGUCCGCCCACGGUUCCGGUGGUUGGCAAACUAAUGGAGGCACAGGUGGUGGUUUGUUGCACAUGGAUGUUCUGCACACGCUGGCAGUCGAUGGUUAUAUCAAGGCAAACAGCUAUGACACUGGAAGUAGCUUCAACGGAGCCUCAGGGGGCACUGGUGGAAGCAUCUACAUAAAAACACACAACUUCACAGGCAGUCACACGGGUCACAUCCAGGCACUAGGUGGGGCAGGUGACAAAGUUAACGGUGGUGGUGGUGGUUCUGGUGGUAGGAUCGCACUUUAUCAUCAGAGACAUGAGACCAUACCGCUGUACCGUGGGUACUUUGAUGUGUAUGGAGGGGCAAAUGGAACGCACGCUGAGGCCGGAUCAUCUGGGACUGCCUAUGUUAAAGAUGCUGAGAGAGAGUAUAGUAUGCUGAAAGUGGACAACAAUGGUCAGAAACAGAUUGCUGAGGACACAACUGUGUGGAAUGAAGGCUUCAGGAUUGACCUUUCAUCAGCCGCAUCGACAUACAGCAAAGCUAAAUCCUACACCACCACCGACGGACACACUGUUGAAAGCAGUGCGGCCAUAUAUGACUGCAACUGCAAUUACUACGGGUGUUACUGCCCAUACAGCAACGCUCCCUCUUACUAUCGACUACACCACCUGUUUGAUCAGACCCUGAAGGGUCACGGAGAUGAUUACUACAUGGCCUGGGCCAAAACAUCCACAAUCACUAUAACACUGGCACAGCCGAUGUUCAUCAACAAGAUCAAAGUGUAUCCAGUGGCUAGCCAUUAUACCAAAUUCAAGGUUGUUGGAUAUGAUUCCACAAACAAAGCAUUUGAUGUUACACCUAACUUCAUACAGCCAAGCACCAAACCAACUCAAGGUCAAUAUGUAGACCUGGCAGUUGGAAAACGGGCAACCAAGUUUGUGUUUGACCUCUCUGGAAGCUCGCGGACAUAUUCCUACGCAGCCUUGAAUGAGAUUGAAAUAUUUGCAGAGGAGUCGGUGGAAGAACUACGGUACAAACACAUUGGGCUGCAGGGUGCAUCAACCUGGAUCUUUGCUGACAAAGGAGAGGCCUUCUCGUUUAGUGAGAUCUACAUCCUUGGCAACGCUCACCUUGCGUUCAUGCCCAAGAAUUCAUACACUGAUUCCUCAACAGUUUUUGCUGGAAAUGUUGUGGGUGACAAGACUGGCUACUUCCAUAUUGGAUACAACCAACAGAUGACUAUUAACAAGACUGACUAUGAUGUGCCAUUCAACACACAUGUUUAUGAGAAGGGGCACAUCAUCUUCCCACCAAGGAAUUUCUUUUACAAGACGAAAUUGUUCUCAUCUGGGAAGGUGUCUGGAAUUGAGGACCUGUACGUGUUCAAAGAGGGUCACGUCUCCAUAGACACCAAUGGUAGCCUAGCAACCAGCCACAAGCCUGCUACUGUCUCCCUGAAAUCCCUACAUGUACAGGAGGGUGGCACAUUCCAGAUGUUCUCUGAUAGUCCAAAGAAAACAUUCUUUAUUGAAGCCACCAACAUAUCUGUGUAUGGUGGAGGCCACUUCCUGAUCAACACUGGACUCAACAUGACAGUGCAUCAUCUGCUGGCAGUGUACUCGGGUGGCAAGAUUGACCUCAGUGGAUCAGGAUAUAAGCCCAACUCUGGACUAGAGGGACCAGGGGCUGGCAUAGGGUCAGUCUCAGGUGGUAGCGGUGCUGGCCAUGGUGGUAGCGGUGGUCGUGGUUCAAGCCUGGGCAAGGUGGGAACUGGGUACGACUCCCUUUAUAACCCUGCGGAUCAUGGCUCUGCUGGAGGCUAUGGACAUUACUAUGGUGAACUAUAUCUGGGUGACAAGGAGCAUGGUAACCAAAUGAUCUACAAGACUCUAGGUGGCGCUGGCGGUGGCUACCUGAUUGUGAAUAGUCGUCACGUGGAUAUUGACGGUCUCAUAGCAGCCAAUGGAAUGCCUCCUGAUGAGAGAUUUGAUCGGGGCUCAGGUGGUGGUGCCGGUGGCUCUAUCUGGAUAACUUGCGAGGAUAUUGUUGGUCGCGGCACCAUCGAGGCCAAUGGUGGCAAUGGUGGAGGGCCUGCAGGGGCUGCCGGUGGUGGUGGAGCGGGUGGGAGAAUCUCCGUCCAGUGCACCAAUAUCGCCAAAUUCAACAUCACUAUGCAUGCAUAUGGUGGUGUUAGCAACAGUGAAACUGGAGGGGCUGGAACAGCUUAUCUGGACUCAAAGUUCAAUAAUGGAACACUUGCUUAUCAGAAGAUGACAAUCGACAACAAUGGUCACGCAUACCCACGCUCCUCUAACUACGCUGAGGGUAAUUUACGUAGCUUACUCAACGGUGAAUAUGGGGACAUUUCCUAUGCGGGCGGUGUAACGUGGUUGUUCCACGAAGCUUUGCAGUACAGGUUUAAAGAGCUUGAUGUGAGGGGCAAUGCUCAUGUGGCCAUAUUGAGUGACACUGAUAAUGAAGUCAUUGAUGUCAGGGUGGAUUUCCUCUGGGGUGAUCGGAGUGGAGUGCUGCACGCUGGGAAGAACCAAACUUUUGGUCUCACUGAAGUUGACACCUACUUGCCAGUAAACCUUGCUUCUUACAGAAACAGCAGAAUUGAAGUCCCCAGGAAGGUCAUCAUCCGAGAAGUGUGGGCUGAAAUCAACGGCACAGUGGAAGGGAUGGAUGUCAUAACUGUCGAGAACAAGGGAGAACUCUACAUCUGGUCUCAUGCCAAUUCUGAUGGAUACAAAACUGGAGAAAUUAAGGCAACAAAUAUCUCUGUCCGUGCAGGAGGAAAGUUUGAGCCUCUAGCGGCCAAGCUUCAGAUGAAGCUGUACGUCACAAGACUGAUCAUCAAUGGAAAUGGUUAUGUGAGGUCCAACAACCUGCAGCUGAAUGCUACAAACGUCACUGUGGAUCUAUCAGGUGAAUUCCAUGCUGACUUCACUGGCUACCCUGGUGGUGAAGGGCCAGGGGCUGGUCGUAACAUUCACAUUAACGAGUCUGGAGGGUCAGGUGGAGGUCACGGGGGUCGCGGGGGUCGGGCAUUGUCUGGUUAUUACUCCUCACUGGCGUAUGACUCAAUCUACAAGCCCACUCAGAUAGGCAGCGGAGGUGGAAAUGCUCCCAAUGGUGGUGGUGGUAGAGGAGGAGGUAUCAUGUACCUGUAUAUCAAGGAUGAGUUGAGAGUAGAAGGUCGUCUCCAUAGUAACGGUGAAUCUGCUGGCAACAGUAAGGCAGGUGGUGGUGCUGGUGGUUCUCUGUAUUUAGAUGUCAAUCAUCUGGAUGGGACAGGCUCGAUUGAAGUCACUGGUGGAAAUGGUGGAACAUAUGGUGGAGGUGGUGGUGGAGGAAGAAUUGCCAUCUACCAUAAACUUCAAAACCAUUUCACUGGAGAAUACUUGGUGUUUGGUGGCAAGGGACCUUACCAGUAUGGAGGGUCUGGAACUGUCUACAUUGAGGACCACAGUGGCAAUGCCACAUUCAGACAUCUGAGAUUGGACAAUUCAGGAAACACUGCAAGCAACCGCAUAUCGGAAGUGGAGAGGCUCAACUUGACUGGAAAUUACUUCAAAACUAGCAAAUUCCCUGACAAGUAUUUCCAAACAUACAGUGGAAUCAAUAUUUCUUCAGAUGUCAACCCAGAGACCUAUAACGCGUAUUCUAGCUACUAUUGGUACUAUUUCAGAAACACCUGGCCACUGAGUCAUAUGUUCACUGAUAUCCAGGCGGAUACCAGCACAUGGUUCAUGGCACGUGCCAGUCAGGCCACCUUGACCUUUGACCUUCCAUUUAAGACUUAUGUGGAAUACAUCAAGAUAUAUCCAGUCUGCACUACGAAACUACACAUUGACCUCACCAAUAAUAUUGUUUUAAUUAUUUGCAGACAUGCAUACUUUAACUCACUGGUGACCUACUAUGCCGUGGACACCUCCUUGAAAGGUGCAGCUGCAGUGAACAGGACAGCUGGCUUUGAGUCCACAGACUACUGCCAGACACAGUUUGAGGCACAUCAGUAUGGACUCGUAGAGAUCAAAGACAAUGUCGACAAGAUCAUUGUUAAACUGAAAGCAACAGGAAGUCAUGUGGCCAUGAGUGAGAUCGAGAUAUUCGUGCGAGAGGACCCUACUGCUACCACACAGACACCGUACUGCAAUGAGAAAGGCACUGCAUACAUUCUGCCAGAGGGCACUACCAAGAAGUUUAUAUUUGACAAGCUGGACGUUUUGGGUGGAGCUUCACUCAAUAUGGAUGGCACAGACAUGAGCUUGACGGCCCAUGAAAUCAACGGCGAUGACCAAGGAAGGAUAAAUGUCCGCCAGACUCAGAAGUAUGAGAAUACCCAAAGCAGGGUUCUUCAGACAGUUGCCGUUUUGUCACAGAGAGAUUCUGAUGUCAAUCUGCCACCUGAGCUCGACUGCAGAGGCAUAGAUAUGUACAUUAAAGGACACUUCCGAAGCAUGGAGAACAUCACAGUGAACGCAAGGUGUAACCUGACCAUCGACCACCACACUCCGACCACCAACAAGAUCAACAACAUGGACAUUAAGACGUUCGGAGGGGUGAGGGUGUUCACGGAGGACGAGGCCCUCACCACACUCAAGGGGACCAGCCUCACCAUCAGAUCGGGAGCCAGGCUGAUGUCCAAUGACCUGAUGCUUGACUAUAUGAAUGUCACCAUAGAGCCGUAUGGGUUACUGUCCGUUACAGAGGGAUGUCCAUAUAAUCUUCAGCACGAAGGUGUCGGUGCGGGACGCGGCCACUCUGGGGGUAGUUCUGGCGGUGGUCAUGGUGGUAACGGUGGCAGAGGAGAGACAGAAGCCUACGCAGGCGGUGCUCAUGACAACUUCCUGUAUCCCACACAGUUUGGCAAAAAUGGUGGACACGCCAUAUUCCCACACCAGGGUGGUAUAGGCGGUGGAAGGUUGUACCUGAGGGUUCACCACACGCUGACUGUGGACGGUUUUCUGGUGGCACUUGGAGGAAAAUGGAGGUCCGUGGGUGCUGGUGGCGGCAGUGGUGGCGCCAUCCACAUUGAGACAUACACCAUUGACGGCAACGGUGAAAUAGACGCCUCUGGUGGCGCUGGGUAUGACGGCAGCCUGGCGUCACAAGGUGGUGGUGGGGGUGGAGGCCGUAUUGCUCUCUACUUUAUGUACAAUUUCUAUGUUGGUGACUUCAUCAAUCAUGGUGGAUCAGGUGGUAGUAAGUCUGAACCAGGCGGUCCAGGCACAGUGUACAUCCACAAGCUACCAGACUAUGUCAAUGGGGUAGCACCUGCUGGUUUCCAGGACAACCGCACCUUGUACCUCAACAACAAGGGUUAUGAGCCUAAGAAUCCUUAUAGAAACCUAACAGACACCUACCCUGACUACCCUAAGGCCAGCGGAGUUGCCUGGAUCUGGCCAGGAGCUUACCCUCCCCUUGUCAGCGUCUUCGACAAGACUGUGAACCCUGCCAGCCACGUCUAUGAGAAAGCCCAGGUUGCCAUGGUGAGACCCAAAUACACCGACCUUGUGGACUUGAAGGUUGGAUACACGGAGGGAGACCGUACAGGUCACUUACAUGUCGGCUACAACCAAAAACUGUUCAUUGGUACUGGUCAGUUACCACUGGACGUGUCCCUUUACCAUGGUAGCACCACCACUCUGCAGGGUGAACUCAGAGUAGCCGGAGUAACUGUUAUGAUUGAGGGCAUUGUUGCUGGUGUAGAGAACAUGACCAUUGUGGAUGGAGGAACCUUGAGGAUCAACUACAUGAUGGAUCUGAAUUUCCAGCGUAUUGAUGACAUCAAGUUCACUGCUUUCAGCAUACGAAACAGGGGCUCUAUGAUCAUGAACAAUGCAGAAUUUAAGCACAGAAUGUUUGGAACUAACAUGCAGGUGUUCCCUGGUGGCUCCUUUGCUGCCAAACAUCUGUAUGUGGAGGUGAAAAACCUGUAUGUGGAUGUGAUGGGCACAUUCAGAGCUGAUGGAACAGGCUUCUGUAACAUGGGUAACAUCACCUAUCUCAUAUUCCUUAAAAAGGUGACGCAACGUCCUAUGGGACAUGGGGCCAGUCAUGGUGGUGAGGCAGGGGCAGGGGACUCCUCUCGUGAUACGCCCAGCGCCUAUGGCAACUUCAUUGCACCUGACCAGUUUGGUAGCGCCGGAGGAGAUGGCACUUCAGGAAAAGGUGGAUGCGGAGGGGGUAUCCUGAUUCUGAAUGCAAGCUCCAUAGUGAAAGUAGACGGUACUCUGUCAGCCAAUGGUCAGAAUGGUGGCGCUAAUUCUGGUGGUGGUGCUGGAGGCAGUAUUUACAUCGUGUCUGACGAACUUGACGGCUCUGGAACAAUUGAGGUUAAAGGUGGAAGCGGCUUCAAUGGAGGUGCUGGAGGCAGACUGAGCACAGUGUAUGACUACUCAAAUUUCAUUGGUUCAUUCCACUCAAGCGGUGGAGUGGCAUCAGGUGGAGAGAACGGAGCAGCCGGAACUGUGUUCACAAAAGAUAAUGCUGUUGAUGGGAAGAAGAUACUAAGGAUUUACAACAGGAAGGGAGAAGGGAACCGUCGUACUCGUAUAUCCAUCCCUGAGUCAAAGACGGAAGACCACGAUAUUGACACACUUGACCUUGGUGACUAUGCACAAGUUGGUCUCCUAGCUACAGAUGACAAAGGCAUGCCAAAGACUGGGAACCGGAACCUGUACCUUCAGCUUGUGGAAGGAGACUACACUGCUACUGUGCAUGUGGAGGGAGGAAUGUGGCUCAACAUUGACUUCAAGGACUCAGCCACGCUAUCAUUCAGUGUAUCUGUAUAUCCGAAUGGCCAGGUAAAUCUUCCAUUUGACACGUACCUGAAGGACGUCACUGUGGCUGACUAUGGUGGCACUAUCCUAGGUCUGGAGACCUUCAAUAUAUCCCGUGGGGGGUCAGUCGAGAUCUACCCGGCUCUGAAGUCUAAUCCCUAUUACAAGCCAAUCAAGUAUGAUUUGAACACCAUCAGCAUCCUGGAUGGUGGCUCCUUUGUCUUCAAUGGAAAGGCAGAAAAUGAUGACUUCCUUACUGUCAAUCUCACUGGAGAUUUGAUGAUCAGAGGUGGAGGAGAAAUGAAAGUCAACAAGAUGAAAAUGACAGCUAUCAACAUCACAGUGGAAUCCGAGGGCAUCUUAAGUGCCUCAAAUGGUGGAUUCCUGCCUGGUGGUGGCGUUGGUGCUGGUAUAGGCAAUGUCAAGGGCAGCUCAGGAGGCUCCCACGGUGGAAUGGGGGGUCACGGCACAGGAACCAAUAGCUCAGGAUGGGCGCACGAUAGCACACUGAAACCUACAGCUUAUGGCAGCGGAGGUGGUUCGGACGGUACCGGGACCGUGGGUCGUGGUGGUGGUGUGCUGGAAUUGAAAGCCUCGGGCUUUGUGGAGGUCGAUGGAACCAUUAGCGCUGAUGGAGAGGCUGCCACAGAGAAAGGCAUUGGUGGUGGUGCUGGUGGCUCUAUUUAUGUGGAGGCUGGACAUUUUGCAGGCACUGGACUGAUUUCUGCCAAUGGUGGGGGUGGUGCAUGUGUUACGGGCUGCCUGAAGUGUGACUCCUACAGGCGGUGUCUGCAGUGCCACGCUGGCUACACUUGGCUCAACUAUGUUUGCCAGAAUAACUACAUCAGCGAAGAGCUAGCAGGAGGUGGUGGUGGAGGCGGCCGUAUCGCCAUCUGGAUCAGCAACUCCACCAACGACUUCAGAGGAGCCUUCAACACCUACGGAGGAAAGGGUUUCUCAGAAAGUGGUGGCUCAGGAACAGUGUAUGUUAAAGCUCUCAACAGUACUGGCUCCAUGGAGUCCACCCUUAUUAUCGACAACGACAAUGCUGUACCAGACAAUAUCUAUAUUGCUGACAAACUCAAAGAUAGCUGUCGCACGUACAUUCUCACUGAGCAGGGCAACACUGCUAAAGACUUGACCUUUGACCAUGUAUAUAUCAAUGGUGAUGGUCAUCUAGCAUUCAGGAAGACAUCCUCAGCCAGUGUUGAUGUUACAAUCAAUAACCUGCAUGGUGACUUGUCAGGCAUGGUGCAUUCCUCUGUGGACCAGAAGGUACAGAUUGUCGACAGUGACAGUCCCAUACCGGCCUCGUUCAGAGUGUAUGAUAAGGCAACUGUUCAACUACCAGCAGAGCUGUAUUUCCAAGACCUCAAGUACACAGAUAUCUUCAUUGAUGGCCAGAUUGAUGGGGUCAAAAACCUGAGUCUUGGUCAAGGAGUCAACUUUGUCAUUGGAGAAAAUGGUUUCACAAGUGGCUACACCAAACUUACAUUUGCCUUUGACAAUGUGCAAGUGUAUGCUGACGGCAAAUUCUCUUCUGCCUAUGUGGACGAGUUCACACCAUCUCUCAUUCUCAAGAUCUCCAAUCUUAUCAGACUUCACGCUGGUGCUGUGAUUGAGGCACCUUGGGUGAAGAUCAAUGCUACAGGGGCUGCCAUCCAGAUAGACGCAGCCAGUAUGAUCAACGCUAGUUCCGCUGCCCCAGCAACCUUGCCCCAGAAUGGUGUCCUCACUGAGGCAGGAGGGGGCUCGGGCGGUGGCAAUGGGGCGGCUGGAGGUCAGGGCUCAUUCCAGUUUAUCGUGGGCCCACCCCCUGACUAUGGGUCUCUCUAUGAGCCCAAUGAGUAUGGAGGCAAUGGUGGUUCUGGCGGGGGCUCCACAUCGGAUCAGAGAUGUACAUUUACGCCUAAGCAGCUUGGUGGAAAAGGAGGUGGUGUGAUUGAGCUGACUGCAGACAGUCUCCUGUUUGAUGGAGAGCUCCGUGUCAGUGGAGGGAAUGCUCAGGGACCCAGAGGUGGUGGCGGGGCAGGAGGCAGUGUCUAUGUCAAGGUGGACACCCUCUCUGGUGACGGCACAAUCUAUGCUCAAGGAGGUUCAGCACCAACAACUGGGGCUACUGGCACUGCCGGUUGCCAGGGUGGAGGUGGUGCAGGGGGUCGUGUUGCGCUGCAUUUCAACGACGACUCGGCCUUUGCCGGCAAGGUCAAGAACUCUGGCGGUUCAGGCUACGAGUGUGGUGGAGCAGGCACGUACCUCAGGCAGGAUACUGACAACAAUGUGAAGAAGUUGUUUGUGGACAAUGAGAAUGUUUGUACGCCCCUGCAGUCCAGGGUGGACUGGGCCAACCUGACGGCCACUCACAAGGGGCAGCUGAGCUUCCACACAUGGCUGUUUGAUGAGAAGUCAAACUAUAAUCAUGUGUUUGAUGAGGUGACAUUGAGUGGCCAGGCUCAGCUUGCCCUAUAUCGCGUAACCAACCAGGCGUACACACAGACAGUCACAGUAAAGAAAUCCAUUGGAGACAAAUCAGGCGUCUGGCAUGUUGGUCCAUACCAAAAGAUCUCGACAAGCCUUCCCGCAGACAGCCCCGAAUUGCAGUUUGGAUUAUUUGUGUACGAACUGGGAACAAUGUUGGCUGAGAAGACGCUCACGGUUAAAGGGAUCACCAUAGAGAACGAGGGAAAACUGAGUGGCAUAGAGCACCUGGUGAUUGGGCCCAAGGGAGUCAUCAUUCUUAGUUUCGUGAGUGUGACAGUGAAAGGUGGGGGCACUCUGAAAAUCGAGACCAAGGGCAAAGGCAUGAAACUGGUCGGUACAGACUUCACUGUUGAGAGUGGAGGCACAGUGGAGGCAGACAAUCUCAUAGUGCAGGCUACCACUCUCACUGUAGAGGACUCUGCAUAUAUCAAGGCUGAUAAAAUGGGUGAGGCAGGUAGUGGAGCAGGUCAUGGAGGUCAAGGUGGAAAGGCCACCAUCUUUGCAGCAACAGGAAACAGCACCGUCAAGUUUGGUGGAGGACUCUACUAUGGCAGCGUGGCCAGUCCAAAUUCUGCAGGCAGUAAUGGUGUUUGGACAGACCUCAUUUCAAAGAAGGAGACUUUGGGUGGUGGAAUUCUAGAGUUCAAUAUUUCUGACACAGCCAAUAUUGAUGGUGUGAUCAGCUGUAAUGGUGAGGCAGGUACCAGCCAGGUUGGGGGUGCCAGUGGUGGAAGUGUCAUCCUGAAAACUGCUAAGUUCAAUGGAAAAGGAAAAAUCACAGCCAAUGGUGGAGCAGGCAGUGCCACCACAGGCGGUGGAGCUGGUGGUCGCAUUUCAGUAACCUAUACGACAUCCUCAGAGUUCACAGGGUCAUGGACCACUUAUGGUGGAAAAUCCACGCACUCUUACGGAGGCGCGGGUACGGUAUAUGUUGUCGCGGUAACCAAGAAGUUCCUCUACGUUGACAACAAGGAGCCUUACCCUGUCCCGAAAUCUAUUGAGAAGUUUGACGCCUCUGGAAUUGCUGAUAAGGACUAUGGGCGCACAUGGCUUGUCUUUCCUACUUCUGGUUCCCUGGAAGUAGACAAGCUGUACCUCUACAACGGGGCCCAUCUGGCGAUGCACCCGGCUGCCAGCCCACAGGCUACAAAGCACUCUUUCACCACUGAAGGAUUCUAUGGGAUGGACUUUGGAAUUGAGGCUGGCAACCUAGGUGCAGUGCAUGUUGGGCCUUACCAGACAUUUACUGUCAGAGCCAUAGACAUGUACUUCCCAGCCCAUGUGGAGGUGUAUGCAGAUGGCCUACUGUCUAUGCCCUCUAAGGUGAAGUGGUUCAAUGCUGUGAGCACCAUUCACGGAACUCUCAGUGGUCUCACUGAGCUCACUCUCGUGAGAUCCACACUCAACUUGAUGGCAACCAGUAAGACUCAGGGCAGCUCUGUUGGUGCUAAAUUCACCAUCAGCAAACUGAACAUUCUGGCUGAUGGCAUUCUGAAGAUGACAGAGAAGAUCAAGUACCAGUUGAUUCUGUCAAGCCUUCAUGUGGCACCUUCUGGACUGGUAGAGGCCGGGGAACUUCAUAUUGAGACAGACGAGGCCCUCGUAGAGGAAGGUGGUGUGAUCAACCUCAGCGAACGGGCAGAGAUGAAAAUUGGCGACGGUUACCUAGCCAGCUAUGGUGCCGGCCACAGUGGUCAGGGUGGAGGCCAUUAUGACUCGUCCACCUUACUAUGGGUGCGCGGUGCUGCGUAUGAUAACUUCCGUCAGCCGACCUUGAAGGGUUCUGGAGGUGAUACCACCUAUGGUGGUGGAGUGUUAAGAUUGGUCGCAACUGGCACUGUGGAGAUUGAUGGUGAAAUAAAGGCUGAUGGAGGCAGUGCUAAUGGUACAGACUCGAAGGGAGUGUCUGGAAAGUAUGGUGGAGCUGCGGGUGGCAGCAUCUGGAUCUCCUGUACCACUGCUAAAAUUAGUGGCAUCAUUCACACUAAUGGUGGCUCAGCAACAAGCUCUGGUGGUGGUGGUGGUGGCUACAUAGCUCUCUAUUACACUAGCGGCUAUGUGGAUGAAAGGGACAUCACCUCGUAUGGAGGGGCCUCUUCUAAUGGUGAAAACGGUGCUGCUGGAGUGAUCUACCUUGAACAGGGCAGUAACAAGAAGGCAUUGGUGAAGUCAGACAAGGCAUCUAACUGUCUCUCCACACUUGGUGUACCAGCCAGUGUCCUAAGUGUGAACCUUGACACGCUUGAGAUGUAUGGCCGUGGUCAUACCGGCUUCCAGGGCAGAAACACGCUCCCAGCACUCAGUGCAAAUGUGGGCAAAAUCAAGGGAAACAAUAACUCAGUGGUCAAAGUUGAGAAAAAUGUUGACUUGUAUUGGGGUACACGUGUUGGCAUCGUUAACACACUGAGCAUUGGCACCAACGUCCAUGUGGCACAUGGUGGCAAGAUUGACCUGCCAAAAACUGUGAUCAUUGACAAGGGAUGGUGGCUGGAUAUUUGCGGCACAAUAUCCACCAGUACAGACCUGUUGACUGUGCGAGAAAAGGGAGAACUGCGUAUGUCCUAUCCAGCCUCUGACUUAAAUGUUCACACGGUUGUUGUGGAUUAUGAAGGGAAAAUGGCGGCUUCAACCUAUUGUCCAUCUACUCAAAAAGUUUACAUGAGUGUUACAUACUUUAACACAACAGCAGACUUUACACUGGAUACAAAUCUCUUCAGCUUGAGCUCUGGUCAGAAAGGGACCGUUUCAAAAGUAGAAACCGCUCUGAAUUACACAGCAUGUCCGCUGAACGGCACAUUGGACCUGAAGAGAGGACAAUUCUGUGAGGUGAUAACUGGAGCAUCGUACAGCUUUACUACACUGACCAUUGAGCCUGGAGCUGAAAUCAGAGUGAAAGGAUCAGCCACUGGUGUAAACCUCACUACGAUUACCGCUGCCAAUGUGGAUAUCAAGUUUGGAGGCUUGAUAACUGGUGUUGGGAAAGGGUUCAUGUCUAAUGGCCCUGGGGCCCCAACUGCAACAGGAAAAGGGGCUACUCAUGCUGGUUCUGGUAUUGGAAAUACCAAAUCUCCCUAUGGCAGUAUCACCACCCCAAACACAUACGGCAGCAAUGGCUUUGGCGCCACGGCAACAAGCGGCUGUGGUGGUGCUCAAAUUAAAAUGACCGUUACCAACACCCUAAAUAUUGACGGUACUAUCGACAUGAGCGCCCAUUCAGCAGGGGGUGGAAGUGGGGGCUCCAUCUGGCUGGAAGCUAAGACCAUUACUGGCAAUGGCUACUUAAAGGUUGAAGGAGGCCCUGGUGGUGGUGGCGGUGGACGUAUAGCUGCCAUUGCUUCUACCAGCUACAGCUUUACUGGACAGGCUUCAGCCAAGGGUGGUGCGGAUGCAAGUAAAAACACUGGAAGUUCUGGAACUGUUUAUAUUCAGCAACCAGGGUCUACUAAUGUCAUAAUUGAUGGUAAAGCCACUGAGAGCACAAUUAUAGACACCAGCAUUACUAAACUGACAAUUGCCAACGCUGCCUCCAUUUCCGUGUCUGCCAGUGUGACUAUUCAGGAAAUUGCUGUUCAAGAGGAUAAGGAAUCAACCAACAUUUGCAGUUUAGCUAUACCAGCUUCGAUUACCCUGACGACUAACACUAUGGGUGAUACCAACAGUGGAUUUGCAUGCAAUAUAAGCAUAGCUGCAACAGGUGCUCUUGUUGUGAACGGUAACCUGAUUGUAACAGGAAGCAAGCCAUCUUUGAAGCUGGACGGAUCUGUCACAGCAACAUCUCUCACCAUAGACAACCAUGGUGUUUUCACCGUAGCAUCCACUGCUAAGGUCUCUGUCACCACCAUGAAACUGUCGGCCUGGUCUAACACAACUGUUGCUGAGACUGCUUUGUUUGGACUAACGAAAUUCAAGAUGGACUCAUUGUCAAAGCUAAUCCUGCAAGGGACAAAGAAGAAAUUGAGCAUCACAACUACGGAACUGACAAUCGAAGAUGGUGCUGUAAUCAAUCUGAAUGGUGGUGGUUUCCUUGCUGAUGGCACCGGUUCCUCCACUACUAAAGUGGGUGCUAGCUAUGGUGGUGUAGGUGGAUCAAACAGCACAUCCGCUUCCUAUGGCUCAACAAACAGUCCUGCAGAUUAUGGCAGUGGCACCAGUAGUGCACGUGGAGGAGGUAUAAUUGACCUGUCCAUCACUGGAACAGCAGAAAUAGACGGGUCUCUAAGCGUAGAGGGUUUGAACGGCACAACAUCAGGUGGGGCCAGUGGUGGUUCUAUCAAGAUUAAAGCUGCCACACUGCAGGGACAUGGCAAACUGUCAGCCAUUGGUGGUAGCACUGCUGCUGCUUCUGGCGGUGGUGGUGGUGGUGGAAGGAUCGCAAUUGAUGCAACAACAAUGACAAGUUUCCUAGGUGAUGUAAGUGUCUGUGGUGGUGCUGGGGCCAGUGGGGGAUCUCCUGGUGCUGCUGGUACCAUCUACAAGAAAUACCAGCAAUCUGGUGGUGCCCAGUUUGAGACUGUUACUGUUGAUAACUGUGCACAGGUCUCUGAGAGUUUCACACAUGUCUCAGGGGUACAGUCAAUGACUGACCUUGUAAUUAAUGGCCACGGACAGGUUAAAUUUGACGGAACUUUGCCAGUAACUAUAAACAAGAUCCUUGGAGACUAUUCUGGUACUCUUACUAUUUCCAGUGGACAGACAUUCAGUAUUGCUACCAGUUACGGUACUUUGUCGCCUUACGCUCUAAUGUGUAAGAUUGUAAUCAAAGAAGGUGGCUUGGCAACUAUUCCAUCCAAAAUUCUGCUGAAAGAUGAUGAUGCCACUGGAAAGGAUUGGUACAAUUUGGAGAUCUAUGGCACAGUGAUAGGGGUCCGUGAAAUGACUGUAUCUUCAGGUGGCCGUGUUGUCAUACAUUCAAAGAGUCGUUCGGGUCUCGAUACUUCCAACCUGAAACCAAUCGGUACUUUAGGCUUCAACAAUAUCGAUGUCACCAUGGAUGGAAUCCUGGAGCUGAGUUUGGACAGCAUGGAUAGAUACACACUUUCCAUGGUGAAGCAAUUCAAUGUUAAGUAUGGUGGCAAGGUGGAGGCAAGAAAUCUGUUCAUCAGUUCUCCAGUCAUGGAGGUCGCCUAUGGAGGUCUGUUGAGUGUUGAUAGAGGGAACAUGAAUGAUGGCAAGUCCCCAGGUGGAAAUGGAAAUUCAGGUGCAGGUGGAACACAUGGCGGCAAAGGUGGUGAUUCCACCAAUGGCAUGAAACCCCUUUCCAACUUUGAGGGCCUCUUUAACCAGGCCACAGAGUUCGGCUCUGCUGGUGGCAACGGAACUUCUGAAACAGGCGCCAAAGGAGGUGGCUACAUUAUCUUGGAGAUCAAUACCCUACUGACCGUUGAGGGAACAAUCAGUGCCAAUGGAGGCUCUGCUAACAGCACAAGUGGCGGUGGCAGUGGUGGCGCUAUUCACGUUCAAGUGAUCAAGGACAUGAAGGGGUCAGGAAUGCUGUCAGUAACAGGUGGAAGCUCCGUAUCUGGUGGUGGUGGUGGUGGUGGAAGAAUCUUCAUUGAUGUGGAUGGUGACUUCCAUUUCCAAGGAAACUACAAGCUCCAUGGAGGGUCCUCUACUUCUGGUCAGGCUGGCGGGUCUGGCACUACGUACGCUAUUGUCCAAGAAGCAGGCUCCCCGGGCUAUGUGGAGAAUUUCUUCUUUGACAACAGUGGUGCCAAAGGUGCGGUUGAUGGUGUAUCAUAUAUCGAUGUGAAGUCUGCAAACCUUUACACAGUCAACAAUUUGAAUCUUGGGGGCUCAACCAGAGUUUGGCUGUUCACUCCAAAUCUUCACUUUAAGGCUAAGACUCUCACAUGCGGAUCACGAAGCACUAUCGUUGUCGGUGACAACACUGUCUUCAGUCCAGAUUAUGAACUGACCUAUAGUGCCAUUAUGUGUAGCUUUGACCUGAAACAAGAUGGAGAACUUAGACUACCAAAGUCUGUGGAACUCAAAGGAGAAGCCAGUUCUUUGGAAGGUAUCCUAUCCAACAUACAGAACCUGAUAAUUUCCUCAUACCAGAAACUCAAACUAUCAGCCAAUGUAAGGACAGGAACCUGCUGUAACUCCGACGGUCAGCACAUCAUCCUGACAGAGAAGGGCAAAUACAGCUUUUCCAAAUUCACCUUGGAGAGUUUUGCAGAGGUUGUUUUUGAGAAGGAUCCAUUAACGCUGAAAGGAAUUCAGUUCAUUGAACUGGAGUUGCAUUAUGGGUCCGUGCUGCAAGGACAGAGUCUUGAUAUCACGGCCACAAACUUGGUGUUACAUCCUGGAUCUGUGUUGACACUCACAGGUGGAGGCUUCACUGCCCAAACAGGACCUGGAGCUGGUUCCAUGAAAAACCAGAUUGGUACUGGUGCGGGUCACGGUGCCACAGGUGGCUCCCCCAGCUCUACAGUUGCCGGAGGUGUGGUGUAUGACAACACACGAUUCCCAACGGAGGCAGGAAGUGGCGGUGGAAACUCUGCCAGUGGCACUGGUGGCUCCGGUGGUGGAUACCUGAAACUCUUCCUAUACAGCUCACUGACCAUUGAUGGUAUGUUACUAUUGAAUGGUGCUGAUGGCAAUGGAACUAACGCCGGUGGUGGAAGUGGAGGCACCAUGGCUAUAACCACACCAGAGCUCCUUGGUAGCGGGAAAAUAGAAGCCAAUGGUGGUCAGGGCAAAGGUGAUGGAGGUGGUGGUGCUGGAGGAAGAAUAGCCAUCUCCAUAACAACCAACGAUGAAUUCAUUGGCAAAAUGUCAGCGUAUGGUGGCGGCAAUGGCAAUAACCUGCAAACAGUGAAGGCUGGACCCGGUACAAUCUACAUCAAGUCUGGGAAGUCUCCCAAACUGGUGCACAAACUGUCCAUUGUGGGUGAUGUGGAUAGCUCUGUACAGCAGCAGACUAAGGCCUACAUCAGUGGCGAUGCCUCCAAGUCCGAGUUCACUUAUAAUAUUCUGACUCUUGCUGGAUAUGCAAAUGCAAUAUAUGGAGAAGCGAGCACGGAAUUCCGCCUGGCAGAUAUUGCCGGUGACACGACAGGUACAUUGCAUGUGACAGACCAGCAAAAAGUGAGAGCAGCAGUGGUGGAAGGUUUGAUUGGGAAGUUUAUCACUACAAUCAACUUUGAGAUCGGAGAAAACGCCACUCUGCAUGUUCCAGAUACAUUGACUGUUGCUGGGGUGCUUCUUAACAUUAAGGGUACAUGUACAUUCAGUAACCUUGUUGUGGAAAAUGGUGGGACAAUUCAAGGUCACAAAACAACCUUCACCUCCUCCUAUGGCAACGGGGCCUACAAAGCCACUAGCGCUCAAGGCAGCUACUCUUUGGUAUCAAUCAAGUUGAAAGCUGGCUCCAACUUCAUAAUUCCUUCUGGAGGUCUGAUUUUGACCAUCGGGACACUGGAACUGAAGCGAUUUGUUGUCCUAGAAGCAGAGUUUGUCCAAUUGACAGCAGUCAAUCUCAUUCUUGAGCGUGAAGCUGCUUUGAGCACAAAUGGCAAGGCCAAGGUUGAUGAUCCUCUGGUUCCUGCAGCUGCUCAUGGAAAGAACAAAAAUGGUGGUGCCCAUACUGCUGCCGGUGGGGUUGGUACUAACCAAACUGUGGAUGACGCAUCUCAGCCAUAUGGAACCAUCUUCAUGCCUUUAACUCCUGGAGCAUCAGGUGGCAGCGGUGGAAAGGGUGGUGGCUUUAUUAAGAUCGCCACCAAGGAGCUGGUCUUGGAUGGUAUCCUGCGAUCCUCUGGUGCCGAUUCCACAAUAGGCGGUGGUGGUGCUGGUGGUAGUAUCUAUGUGGUCUGUAGCGUAGCACUGAAAGGCUUGGGAUCACUGGAAACUGUUGGCGGGUCAACCACUAAUCCAGACGCUGGUGCUGGCAGUGGUGGACAUAUUGCUGUCAAUAUGAAGAAUGAUCUAUUCCAAGGAACAUUCAGUGCAGGUGGUGGUACUUCUAAAGCCCCACACGGCAAUGGUGGUCCUGGAUCAGUAUACACGUUUUCACAAACAUACGGAGAGAAGCUUGUUUGUGACAAUCCCAAUGGACAAAAAGACUAUUACACUACGCUCAAUGAAGCAAAUCUGGUUCUUAAUUUUGAUGAUGUUGAUAUUUACAACUACGCUAAACUUCAGGUAGUAAAGGAUGGAAAGAACAGAGAGUUGAAUAUUAUGAAAGUGAAUGGUGAUGGAACUGGGUUGGUUAGGAUACAGAAGAACCAGAAGGGCACCCUGGAACGGUCUAUAACUGACACGAAGGCCAACUCAAAACUUAAGGUCAAUAUUGAGCUUCAUGAUGGCGGAGAAUUCAUUCUGUCUGAGACUGUAACGAUCCUGGGUCUGGGUGAUAUUGCAUUUGACCUGGAUGGUGUUAUGAGAGGUGUGUCCAAUUUGUACUUGGGUCCAAACAGAAACAUGAGGAUGGGCUCUAAUGCUAAGAUUGUGUCUUUCUCAGAGACAAAUCUCGAUGCCAUCAAGUAUGUUACAUUUGGAACACUGCAGUUGGAACCUGGCAGUAAAAUCGAGUACGACUCCAACACUGGGGCACUCAUGCAGGCCGGCAACAUCAAUCUGAAAUUUGCUGCCAAGAUUUACUCUGAUUAUUUCAACGUGACGGCAUCCAACAUCGAUCUGGAGUUGGAAAGUUACCUGAGCUGCUCCAGUAAACAUCGCCCCGAUUCAGACAAAAUGGACAUCACAGAAGGCUCUGGGCUGCGAGGCAAUGGCUAUUCCGGAGGUGCAGCCCAUGGUGGUGUUGGUGGUGGGGGAAAGGACCUCAAUGGAACUGCGGUGACAAGGGCGUCUUACAAUUCCCUCUACUACCCUAAAAAGGCUGGCAGCAGAGGAACCUUUGAUGCCAGCACUGGAACUAAAUCUGGCGGCAGAGGUGGAGGCUGGAUCCACUUGCAGCUGGGUAACUUGUUGAUCAAUGAUGGUACGAUUGCAGCCAACGGUGAAGACUCUAACCCAAAUGGCUCUCCUGGAGGUGCUGGCAGUGGAGGCAGCAUUCUCAUUGAAGUCUACGACUUUGAAGGGUACGGUGUUAUCUCUUCCAUGGGUGGCACUGGUAGUCAUAACAAUGGUGGUGGUGCCGCUGGUCGAGUGGCUGUUCAUUGCCUUCAGCAGAUCGUGUAUGAGGGCAGCUACACAGUGUAUGGAGGCGGCGGUAAGGAUGAUACCCAGAGUGCGGGCGGUGGCACUGUGUACCUGAAGGAUAUCAGAGCCUCUAAGGAAUACAAGAGACUCCUGCUCAACAAUAAGAACAGACCACAUGACAAGUAUGCCACUAUCGAUGAGUCUUUCACUGAUCAUUACUUCGAUGAAGUGCAUUUACUGGAGCAGGCUUCACUACAUAUGGCAGAAGAUGGAAGGAGCACAAAACUUGACAUUUAUUCCACCAUUGGUGAUGGUACCGGUCUUAUCCAUCUACAUGCAAAACAGAAGCUUCUAGUUGAGUACCGACCAUCGGUGAGAAACGCGUUCAUUACUGGGAUUAACUUCAUAACGGAUAAAGAAUCUGAAAUUGUAUUCCCAUCCAUCACUUAUGUGUAUGGUACUGGUGUUUUCCUUGAAGGUCAGUCUGAGAAACGAUCUGUCUCUAUCAACAGCCGCCUGACGGGCAUUGCUGACUUGAUCCUUGGGUUUGAAACCCUGUUAUACCUCGGAGAAAAUGCACACACAGCUUCCAUUGACCCGUCAAAAGGAGGUUACAGUUCUACUGACCCAGCUGGCACUGUCACGUUUGGAACAUUGGACCUGAGAAGUUUCUCAGAGAUCAAAUAUGCGCCUGACCAAACUGUAAAGCAGCUCAUUGCAAGAAUCGAUGCACGAUUCCAGUCCGUCAUUUCGGCUGAGAGCAUCACAAUCAUAACUGGUGUGUUCCAACUGGAGGCAGGCGCUACCCUGACUGCCUCUGCCGUAUAUAGACCAGAAGACAAGAAAGAUGAAUCCCUUGGCAGAGGCAUUGACGCUGGUGUUACUGGCACCAUAGCAGGCACAGAGGCUGCUACAACGUCUACUACUUCCACUCCAGCUCCAGUAAUGAAAUGUGUGAGAGUAGACUCUACAGGGAAAGUUCUUGGUGAGGUCACCACUACCACCAGUGCCCCUAAAACCACACUUCCAUUUGAUAUGACAACUCCAUCAGCCGAUGCUAUAAAUGUUGAUCAGAGUGAAGAAACUGAUGCUCCUCCUGUUUACACCGACGCGCCAGUAAUUAAUCUAGUUAAUGGGACAAAUUCCACUGCUGUGAAUACCACCAAUGCUAACAAUACCAGCCUGAAUGUGACGAUUGUCUGCACUCCUGUCACUGCAUCUCCUGCUGACUUGGUACCCACAGAAGCCCCAUCAACUCAGCCUGUCAUACAAAGCAAGUACUUUGGUACAGGAGGUGGAUAUGCAACAAAUGGUGGAGGUGAUUACGACUCGAGUAACAGUGAGCGAGUAAAAGGCGGCAAAUACUAUGGCAGCCUGUACCUCCCUACCCACCGCGGUAGCAGGGGAGGUAACGGCCAGUACGAAAAAGGCGGGAAUGGUGGCGGUUACAUCAGCCUUAUGGUUGCAACUGACCUGUUGAUAGAUGGUACAAUAUCUGUGGAUGGUGCGCCAGGAGGGAGUGACUCGGGUGGAGGCAGUGGUGGAGCAGUGUACAUACAGUCCCAGAACCUUGAAGGACACGGUAAGCUUCAGUCUCAUGGAGGCAAUGGUUACCACGGUGGAUCAGGUGGAAGGAUUGCGGUUUACCUUAAAGAAAAGAUAUACUUCUUUGGCUCAUAUGAGUCCCUGGGAGGCAGCGGCAAGGGCUACUACCUGACUGCUGGAGGUCCAGGCUCCGUGUACAUCUUUGACUACAGGAACUCACGUCAGUAUGAGCAGCUGCACAUCAACAACAAGGCCCGGUCCUGGGAUCACCAGUACAUACUGGACGAGAAACUGGCUAGCGGUGCAGCCAAGGCCCAGUUCUACUUUGACGAGCUCUACCUCAUGAGAAACGCCUCCCUGCAACUGAAGACGGGAGACAGUGUUGUCCGUAGUCUGGAGUGUAACAAGGUCUUUGGUGACGCCUCUGGCAGAGUCUACCUUCAGGAGGGACAAACAGCCUACCUUGAGGAAUACCAGCCUCUCACAAAGCUGCCCAUCAACCUGUGGAUAGACAACGCCUCUCGGGCAUACCUCUCACCUCUCAUCUACAUCCUGGGGCAGGGAGAGAUAGCCCUCAAGUGGAAUGGGGAGAUGAUUGGUGUCAGACAUAUUAGGAUUGUGCCCGGUCGAGUGAUCAACAUCAAGAGUGAUGCUAUGACCAGUUUCGUGGAGGAUGGCAAGCUAGUCAUGGGGACGCCCGGCGCCUUCCAGUUUGCCACAAUGGAGCUGGGAGCCUGGGCUGUCAUGGAACUACCCCCUCCCAUGCCACUGAAACUGACUGUCGGCAUUCUGGAUAUCAAAUACAGCUCGACGUUCAGAGCAGAUGCCAUGGAUGUGUUGGCCACAGAUUUCUUCUUUGAGCCCCUUGCCAAGUUUGUGUGCGUUGGCACCAGUCGGGUGGCCCAGACAGGGGACUCGUCAACGCCAGGGGCUGGAGCUGGGCACGCCUCACAAGGAGGUGGAGCCAAUGGUGGUGCCAGUGGAGGUGGUAUUGCCUAUGGAUCAGUGUACAAGCCCAAGGCAUUUGGCAGUAAAGGUGGUGGUACACUAGGUGGCCUUGGAGGUGGCCAGCUCUACAUUAAGGUCCCGGCUGAGUUCCUUCUUGAUGGCAACAUUUUUGCGGACGGAGCUGCUGGUGGUAGCAAUGGCGGUGGUGGUAGCGGUGGCUCUGUGUGGAUUGAAUCAGGUCAAUUUUCUGGGCAUGGUAAAAUUUCCACGAUUGGAGGUAGAGGUAGCUCCAACAGCGGUGGUGGUGCCGGUGGUCGUAUUGGUAUACACACUUGGGACUACAACCUCUACAAGGGGGAGCUGCUUGCUUACGGAUCUGCUGGAACAAAUAAAGGAGAUUUGGCAGGCCCUGGGACUGUAUUUAUUGAGGAUAAGAUUGGAGAAUUCACAUACCAAAGCAGGCUCUAUAUUGAUGGUCGCAAUCUGAAGGUCCCCAAGCCUGUGGUGAUAAAUGAGAAAAACCCACGCCAUGUGAACGACUCCAAGCAAAACACACCAAACAAUGCUCACCUGCAUUUUGAACAUCUCAUGGUUAACAAACAGGCAAUGCUAGAAAUUGGUCCAGGUACAAAAAAGAUCACUUCCAUUAACUUUGACCUAGUGAUGGGUGACAAGACUGGGUACUUACAUUUGAAAGCUGGGCAGACAGCCUAUGUAGAGUAUUCCACGUACCAGACCCUGCGUUCUUCACCACCUAUUAACUUCCGAAUCGAUGUCAACUCUAACAUAUGGCUGUCCGCAGAUUUCAGGCUGAUUGGACAGCAGAUUCCUGCAAUGCAGCUGGAUGGUCACAUGAUCGGUGUGAUGAACCUCACCUUGGAGGAGGAUAUUGAGAUGUACAUCUCUGACACGGCCUCCAACAGCAAGAUUGUCAACGCUGAUCUCAGCACUUACCCCAACGGUACCAUCGGCAUAGGGCGCUUGUCCAUGCAAGCUGACGCAGUUAUCGACCACACAGACCACUUCAACUUGGAGUCCUCUGACAUCCACAUGAGAUUUGACUCCCUUAUCUCCGCCAACCGCAUAACAAUCUCAGUGGCAGAUCUACACAUGGAGGGGGAUGCAGCGCUUGACAGCACGGGUCGGGGUAACUACAUCAAGAGACCGGCCAAUGUCCAGGCAGGCAUAGGUGGAGGUCAUGGUGGAUAUGGAGGUGGUGCAGACCACGAUACCUACAACUCUGGUGCCCCCUAUGGCUCAUACAAGACCCCCCACCACACUGGCUGCAAGGGUGGCGGUGCCCAGCCUGGCUAUGGUGGAGGCCGCAUUGACGUCUCUAUCUCCCGCAGGCUACACCUCGAUGGCAACAUCUUCAGUGUUGGAGGCAAUGCCAUGGGAGCCAGUAGCGGUGGUGGUAGCGGUGGCAGUGUGUUGAUCAAUACCCAGAAUAUCUCUGGUCAUGGUUUGAUUGAUACCUCAGGUGGUGAUGGUAUCCAGUAUGGUUAUGGUGGAUCUGGUGGUAGGAUCGCUGUACAUGUCAAGUGGUUCAAAGAAUUCACAGGUGACAUGAUAGCCUAUGGAGGAUUUGCUGGGGUCAACACUCUGGCUGACGAUGAAACCAAGAACGGCGCAGGCGGUACGGUGUAUGGCACAGAUUCCAGUCUGAUCGGGCUGGACAAGAAGGAAACCAUAGAGAUUAACGGUACACUGGUGUACUUGGAUGGUUAUACAAAACUGACCAUUGAUAACGAUAAUCGGAAUAAGGUCCUUGGUACUAUGAUAAUGAGUGAUACAGAUGCCUCACCACAUGUGUUUGAAUUUGACGAGGUAGUUGCCAAUAACCAUGCGGUUCUCUGGAUUGAGGGAGACAAUUCUGAACUUAUUGUUCACAAGUUCAAUGGUGACAGGACUGGAAUGAUGCAUCUUCAAGCUCAGCAAAAGGUUUGGUCAGAGUAUGUAGAAUCCACCAGUGGUUACACUGUAGCACCUGUAAGUUACAAGAUUGACUAUGGCACGGAGAUCAUUCUUCCUUCCACCACCAUUCUGCUGGGAACAAGGAGCGAUAUGAGUGGCCUGAUGACUAUGGUACAAAAUUUGACUGUAGCCGAAGGUUCAAAUGUUGUCUUCUCAUCUACAGCUCAGACAGCCUUGAUUGAAGCUGGUAAAUAUGUGCAUAAAACUGCUCCAGGAAAUGUCAGUCUGAGUCAUCUGACCAUACAGAGGGGCUCUCAGGCCGAUUUUGUGGAGAAACCAGGAAGUGUGCUAGUUCUGGACUUGGUCAAACUGAGUGUGAAGUAUGAAGCUCUGAUGACAAUGAACAAGGGCACCAUCAACUCUGCCAAUGGUGUUGUGGAGAGCUUGGGAAUCUUGACUGUGGACUACAUGGGCCAUGCUGAAGGCUCAGGUCCAGGAAUGGGAGGAUCAAGUGGUAGCUACGGUUACGGUGCUGCUCACGGUGGUCAUGGUGGAGCCCCUAAACCAAAUGUUGGUGGAACACCCUACGACUCAGUGUACAUGGCAACACACCCAGGUAGUGGUGGAGGUAAUGGUGAUGGUCAGGGGGGUAGAGGUGGUGGUUACCUCCAUUGGAUUGUGGGUGAACUCUUGUGGGUUGAUGGUGAAAUCACCUUGGAAGGAGAGGAUGGUCAGAGUGGCAAUGGUGGAGGUGGCAGUGGCGGUGGUAUAUUCAUCGAGACCAUGAAUUUCACAGGCUUUGGUCACAUUGACUGCCAUGGUGGUGAUGGAAGGGGACAUGGUGGUGGUGGCUCUGGUGGUAGGAUCUCUGUUCAUGUUGGCUUCUCCAACAAAUACAUCGGACGCCUUAAUGUUGUUGGAGGCCUUGGUCGAGGCAAUCUGCCAUCUGGGGCAGCAGGCACUGUAUACAUCCAGGAAAAUGCAAGAGGCCCGCAAUAUGCUGAUAUAAAGUAUGAUGCGGCAACAAACACAACCACAGUCACUGCGGCACACAGGAGGCUUGAGAUAAACAAUGAAGACAUUGAUAUGCAUUUGUAUCAGGGACAUGCAGAGCCAUGGCUCUACACCAUGCUGGAUGAAGGUGCUCAGAAAGCAUACGAAUUUGAUGAGGCUAUGUUGGAAGGUCACUCUAAUCUUAUGGUUGAGUACCCAGAUGGGACUAAAGCUGGGGCAGGAUACUGGGCUGUUGAAGUGACCAUUCAUGUCUUCCACGGGGACAGAACUGGAGUGGUUCGCAUGCGACAAAGUCAAAGACUUUAUGUUGAAGUUGUGGAAUCAGUCUCCAAUGAAACCAUUGCUCCUUGCAGUUUUAGAAUAGAUGCUGGUGCUGAGGUGUUUUUCCCAACUGCAACCAACAUGAGAGGGGCAAGGACAGUUUUAGCAGGUCAGAUUACUGGUGUUGAAGAUAUGAUGAUUCGCCAAGGCUCCAUUUUGUUCUUGUCAACAGCAACUACAGCACUGAUGGAAAACAGAGAAUACACAAUGGUUACAUCCCCUGGCAACUUCACCUUUGCUAUUCUUAGAAUCAUGGCAGGUGCUCGGGCAGAAUUUAGAGAUGUAACGGGAUUGUGUGUCAUCACAGUGAACGAAUUCUACGUGAAGUAUCUAUCGCUCCUGCUGAUGAAUUUCGUCAGGGUUGAUUCUUCCUAUGGUCAUAUUGAAAGUCAAGGUGAACUGAACAUGGAUGGAAUGGGCUACGGCCCUGAGCAAGGACCAGGUGCAGGAUUCACUCUGAAGGAUGCUGGUUCCACUGGUGUGGGGGCCGGGCAUGGAGGCUAUGGUGGUGGACCGGGACCAAACUAUGGAGGUGUUCCAUACAACUCAAUUUAUAUCCCAACAAAGGCAGGAAGUGGUGGUGGCAACAGUACAGGCACUGGUGGAUCUGGAGGUGGGUAUCUGGAAUGGUACAACGGUGAUGUCAUUGAGAUGAACGGCUUACUGACAUUGAAGGGGACAAACGGUGUUGGAGGAAACGCUGGUGGUGGUAGUGGUGGCAGUGUGUACAUGCACUCAACCAAUAUUACUGGACAUGGUGUGAUGGCAGUGCCAGGAGGAAAUGGUACAGGAAAUGGUGGUGGUGGAUCUGGUGGUAGGAUUUCUAUCAACUGCCGCUUUAGGUAUACGUAUGGUGGAGAGUACCAUAACUAUGGUGGUGACGGCCACAGUACUAUUCAAAACUCUCACGCUGGCGCCUCGGGCACCACAUUCAAGGAGGAGAAUAAACGUGCGCUGGAGUACAGGGAAACAAAGUAUGAUCCUGUUCUGAAUGUAACUUUCUUGGAUGUGGAUCAUCACAUGAUUCACUCUGAUAAUAAGCUGAAGUAUAGUCCUGCUCCCACUGUCAUACAGGACCCACCAAGGGUGUUGUAUGAGUUUGAUGAGAUGGAGAUCACUGGAUCAACAUACACAUGGAUAUAUCACCCACCUGGAAUCAAGUUAGUGGAGCUUAUAGCCCACCUUUUCAUCGGUGACAAAACUGGUCAGUUACACAUCAGACCCAAGCAGAAAGUCUGGGUGGAAUAUGUUGAGUCUAUCAGUAACAUUACAGAGGCUCCAGUGAGUUAUAUCAUUGACGAUGGAGCUGAAGUUGUGUUCCCAGCUGAGGUCCACAUUCAUGGCACCAACAGCACCUUUGCUGGAUUGGUGACCGGUGUCCAUAAUCUCUAUAUUGAAGAUGGCAGUAUAGCCGAAUUUAAGAGCACUGGAAAAACUGCUUUGCUGGAAAAUGGUGAAUACUAUAGGGAAACUACUGCUGGACAUUUCAUCUGGAAUGAGCUUCACAUGAAGAGAGGUGGUACAGCAGGAUUUAUGGACAUUGCUAAUGAUCUGAAGAUUGAGACCAGCGAGAUAAAGGUGAAAUAUCAAGGUAACCUGUAUAUGAAUGAGGCCAUAAUCAACAGCACAUACUCUUGGAUUGAAAGUGAGGGAAUAUUCCACCUAAAUGGUCACGGCCACAAGGCAGAGAAAGGGCCUGGUGCUGGUUUCACUAACAACAGUGACGGUUGUGGUGCUGGUCAUGGUGGUUACGGUGGAUGUGCUGAUCCAACUAAGGCAGCAAUACCUUAUGGAAGUAUCUUCUCGCCCAAUGAGCUUGGUAGCGGUGGUGGUAACGGGGGAGGUGUUGGCGGUGCCGGUGGUGGCAAGCUUCAUUGGAUGACCAGUCACUACUUUGAGUUACAUGGCCUGCUUGCACUGCAAGGUGAUAACGGAGAAGGUGGCAAUGCUGGUGGUGGCAGCGGUGGAUCCGUUCUGAUUGAGUCAAUGAACUUCACUGGCCACGGUGUAAUUGACACAGCUGGUGGUAAUGCAACGGGUAAGGGUGGUGGAGGUGCUGGUGGCAGGGCUGCCAUACAUUGUGAAUGGCGGUACUACUUUGGUGGAACCUUCGUCAACCAGGGAGGAGACGGUGGAACUGUUGCAACUGCUGAAAAUCAUGCUGCUGCUGCAGGUACUACUUUUGUUAAAAACAACCAAAGGCCUUUGGAAUAUCGCAUCUUGAAGUAUAUGAAAGGCUCAAGUAUAAAAUAUUUUGAAGUCGAUCAUAGAUACAUACACAUGGACAAUCUGGGAGUGGCAUCACCAGUUGCAACAAUGAUCAUGGAGGACAACACGUUGCUGUAUGAAUUCAAUGAGACCCAUGUUGAUGGUAAGACCAGAGUUCUUUUCUACCAUCCUAAAGGAGCCUCUAAGGUUGAGGUUGUCAUUCACAGAUUCUUGGGAGAUCGGUCAGGGCAAGUGCAUGUCAGAGAGAACCAGUUGGUCUAUGUUGAAUACGUGGAAUCAGUAUCAAACAGAACAGAAGCUCCUGUGAGUUACAUCAUUGAUAAGGGCGCAGAGGUUGUUUUCCCAACUGAGGUUCACAUGCAGGGUAUCAACACAACACUUGGAGGAUUGAUGACAGGCGUUCAUCAUCUCUACAUUCAGGAUGGCUGCACACUUGUGGUUGAGAGCACUUCACAGACAGCUCAGAUUGAAAAUGAAGAGAAGAUUGAGGUGACCUCACCAGGUAAUUUCUCUGCUCCAACUAUAAACAUUAUGUUGGAUGGUAUCCUGCAGUUCAGGAAGAUUGAAAACGAUUUCACAAUUAGUGCUGCUUUCAUAGAAGUUAAAUAUGGAGGCACAAUUUACAUGAAUCAUGGAUUUGUGGAGGCAGGUCAUAUUGACAUUGAGUCUAAAGGUAUCUUCAGCCUCGAGGGACGUGGGAAACCAGCUAUGCAAGGCAAGGGAGCAGGAUCAGGUGCAAACGGUGGCAGUUAUGGUGGUGUUGGUGGUGGUGCAGCGGAUGCAAAUGCCUAUGGAUCAUUGUUCACUCCUUCUGAGCUUGGAAGUGGUGGCGGUGGAUCUACAGGUGGUGCUGGUGGUGGAUUUGUGAAGUUCAGCAUUGGUAAGCAGUUCCACAUUGAUGGCACCAUUGAUGCUUACGGAAUGGAUGCUACUGGAAAUGGUGGUGGUGGCAGUGGAGGCAGUAUCUUUAUCAAGGCAUACAACAUGUCUGGUAAUGGCAUCCUAGAUGCGUCUGGUGGAGAUGGUAGCGGCUCUGGAUUUGGAGGCAGUGGUGGCCGUAUUGCUGCCCACAUAGAGAGGAACAACUUGUUUGCUGGCCAGUAUCUCUGUCAAGGCGGAGUCAGUGGUAAUGGUGUGGCUGGCAGUGCAGGAGGCCCAGGGACGAUCUACAAGUACGAGUCUGCCAGAGGUCCCCAGUACAGGGAACUGAAGUAUGACCCCAGACUGAAACAAAAACUCAUCAUGCCGGAACACAGGAAACUGACAAUUGAAAACGGUAAGCUUCAAACGACCAAUCCUGCUGUGGUGAUGGAGGAGAACAGCAAAUACUAUGAGUUUGAGGAGAUCCAGGUGGAAGGCUACAGCUAUGUGCACUUUUACCAUCCAGCAUCUGCAGAUGUUGUUCAGGUGAUUGCUCAUGAGCUAACUGGAAACAGGAAGGGCAUGGUUAGAGUGCAGAGUAAUCAGCAGUUGAUGAUCCACUUUGUGGAGGCUACGCACACAUACCUAGACUCCCCUUGCGGUUUCCAUGUCGACCCUCAAGGAGAAUUGAUACUCCCAUCCACUUAUGUCAUGCUUACAGAAAAGACAGUCCUUGGCGGUUUGCUUAUAGGAGUGGAAGAACUCGUUGUAGAACGUAAUGCUGAAUUCGUUAUUGAAAAGAAUGCCAGCACUCUGUUGGUCACAGCUAUAAAAAUGGGUACCAUGCAGAAGUCUACCCCUGGAGUUUUCAAUGUUCCUACAAUCUCAUCAAAUAAUCUCGGAAAAUUCAAAAUCGACAUGAAUCCUCUUCAGCCGAUAAUAAAGGUGAACAACUUGAACAUUAGGAAUGGAGGCUCUUUAUUGUCAACCACCCAGAAAGUGACAUUUGAUAGCAGUUACCUGACAGUGGAGAGAGGAGGGCUCUUGGAUGGCUCGGGCGCUGGAUAUCUGGCCAAUAAGGGCCCUGGUGCCGGCUCAGCAAACAGCCUUGAUGGAAGUGGUGGAGGACUUUCAAGCAAAGGUGGUAACAGUUACCAUGGCAGUGCUGGAGGAGCCCAAUCUGGGACCACUGACUGCUCUGUGGAACUCUUUGGCAGUGGAGGUGGAGGAGAGAAUGGUGGGGCUGGCGGCAGCCUCAUGGUCCUCACUGUUGGGGCGCAACUGAAGAAUUAUGGCACAAUCUCCUCAAAUGGUGUCUCGGGAAAAACUGCCUACAAGAGUGGUGGUGGUAGUGGAGGAAUGUUGAAGAUCUUAGCUGCUUCACUUGUUGGUCGAGGGCAGAUAACCACUCUUGGUGGCAAUGCCUCUUACUACUCUGAUGGGAAUACAAUUGGAAAUGGAGGUGGAUCAGGUGGACGUAUCUGUGUCGACUUGCGGGAGCCACUACAUUUCCUUGGUAGCCUUAAUGCUCAAGGUGGGUCCUCCAGUGCCGGAUAUCACGGCUCACCUGGGACAGUGUGGGUUAACUCUACAGUUGGAGAUGAUGUCGUCACCCACCUAUGGGCAAACCAUGCCAACCGUGGAUGGGGCUGUGAGAAGCAUUCCAUCUAUGUGGAUGUCACCAGCAUUAAUCAUCUGCACCCAUUGAAUGAUGCAUGCAUUCGCCCAACUAAGGACUUGAUUGUGGAGUUUAUUGGAGGAGAUGGUCUGGGUACUCUGUAUAUUGACUCCGCAGUCACGCUGGACCUUGCACCAGAGUACACAAGAACAUAUGUCCAGUCUUCCCUCUACAUUGAUGGCGUUGUGAGCUUCCCACCCACCGUGAUUGCUGAGCAGACAAUCACCAGCGCUGGAAACAUUAUUGGUGUUGAACAUUGGUACAGCAGGGGCCACACCAAACUCAUCUCAUCUGGCCAGUCCAAGUGCAAUGCAGGAGUUGCCCAUGCUGGAAAAUACUACUUUUCUACAUUCACAGCACUGAGCGGUGGACAGUUUACAUUCACAGACUCAACCAAUUUCAAUGCAGAAGAAGGUCUGAAUAUUUUCGUGGACUUCCUUCACCUAGAAGGCACUGCCAUCGGCUACAUAAACAAAUCGUGCAACAUUGUGAGUCGUGCAAUCGACAUAGAAAAGCGAGCUAUCCUGGAUGGUAUCGGACGUGGGUAUUCUAAUAAUGCGGGCGGUGGAGCAGGCCUGACUAGCAGCUGUGGGUCAGGAGGAGGGCACGGUGGAUCGGGUGGCAGCUGUACUGGCUGUGGAUCUGUGGGCGGUGGUGGAACCUAUGACAGCAACAUCUUACCUGCGCUGGCAGGCAGUGGAGGUGGUUCAAGCUCCAAUGGUGCUGGUGGUUUUGGAGGCUCAGCUGUGCGCCUUGUGAGCGUGUUUACUGCUAUUGAUGGUCUCGUGACAAUGGAUGGUGGUAACUCCCUUAGUGGCGGUGGUGGUGGUUCAGGUGGCUCGGUCUGGAUUGACAGCCAGUACCUGGAAGGCUGGGGAAAACUCACUGCCAAUGGUGGCUCUGGGUCCACUGGUGGCUGCAGCUCUUACACAUCUCACCAGGGAGGCAAAGGUGGUGGUGGCAGGAUAAGAGCCUGGGGAAAAGAUUUCACAAGCAAAUUAAUCAACCAUCAGAGGUCUGUGGCAAUAGGAAGUGGCUAUGGUACGGCAUACGCCGGCAGUACAUAUGACUAUCAUGGUAAUGUGUGCAGUGGGCAUGGUACCUACAAUGCAAAUACCUUGCUGUGCACAUGUAAUGCAGGUUACUUAGGCUACGACUGUCAGUUCUACUGCGAUGACAAGAUCACCUGUGGAGGAAAUGGAGUGUGCAAUAAGGAGGGUCAGUGUGAAUGCAAGGCAGGCUUUGUUGGCACUCACUGCACUAGUCAGUGUCAUAGAGACACGGAUUGCAGCGGUCGCGGAGAGUGCUCUACCUGUGGUUUCUGCGUCUGCGACCCCUGCUUCUCUGGCCCAGACUGCUCUAUCGAAUGCAGUGGCUUCGGAGAAUGCGUAGCUGAUCAGUGUGUUUGCGAUAAUUGCCAUCUCGGAGUCCAGUGCGAGUCGACAUGCAACAACCAUGGCAAGUGUAAUGCUGGAACAGGCAACUGCACUUGUGACGCCAACUGGGGAGAUCUCAAGUGUACCAAGAAAGGCUGUCCGGGUGCCGACCUUAAUUGCAACGGACACGGUGACUGUAACUCUGGGACCAGCACAUGCUUCUGUGAAAUUGGAUGGGAUGGUGAUGAUUGUGGAACACCAGACUGUCCAGGGGAACCCAACUGCAACAGCCAAGGUGUGUGCAAUGUCAACUUCAGCCCGCCCAUAUGUACGGACUGUGCCAAGGGCUGGAUGGGUCCUGCCUGCAAUGAUGUGUGUCUCCAUGGAACCCCUUACGCUAAUGGAACGUUCUGUCAGUGCUCUUCCACCUGCUACCAUGGUCUUGGCUGUGACAUUCAGUGUUCAGGCAAUGGUGUGUGCAAUAAAGACGGGUCAGGAAAGUGCUACUGUGACCCUCUUGUUGGAUGGGACGGCACUUACUGUGAAAUUCCAGGCUGCCCAAGAAAUCCAGUUACAAACAUUGAAUGUAGCAAGCGUGGUGACUGCGACUCUGAAACCAGAACCUGCGAUUGUGAUGCCGGGUGGAUGGGUGCUGCUUGCCAUAUCCCAGACUGCCCUGGUGAUCCUGAUUGUUUUGGCCGCGGCACUUGCGACCAGACCACAAGUCCCCCAUUGUGCAAGUCCUGCCAGGCUGGAUGGAUGGGACCCGCAUGUAAUGACCCUUGCAUCAAUGGAAAACAGACGCCAAUGGACAGUGGAGUAUGCCUUUGUGAGUCUGGCUGGGCCGGCGUUGGUUGCAAUUCGGAGUGUUCAGAACAUGGCAACAUCAGUACGAGCACUAAUAAGUGUGUUUGUACAUAUGAAUUGGGAUGGAAAGGACCUGUGUGUGAUAUUCCAGGCUGCCCUGGAAAAUAUAAUUUGGACUGCAGUGGCAGAGGUGGUUGUGACAGUACCUCAGCUACAUGCACAUGUGACGCUGGCUGGCAGAACAUCGGCUGUGAGGAUGCAGACUGUCCUGGAGAGCCCGACUGUAAUGGCAGGGGCCAGUGUAUUGACACUGUGGAUACACCUUACUGCCUAUGUCAGGCAGGCUGGUUUGGGGACGGCUGUCAGGAGCAGUGUGUUUACGGACUGGUCAGCCCAGUAGGCAGUGACAACUGCGUGUGCGAGCCUGGUUGGGCGGGCAUCAACUGCGACGCGGAGUGCUCCUACCAUGGCAAGAUCGUGGACAACAAGUGCACCUGUGAUGUUGGUUGGCGUGGGCCUGUCUGCGACAUCCCUGGUUGUCCUGGCAAAACUAAAGACUGUAGCGGCAAUGGUGACUGCAACACUGAGACUCAUGAGUGCACAUGCUUCAGUGGCUGGACUGGUGUAACAGAUAGCAAAGGUAAAGUGGACCCGUUACUGAACGGGUGCGAUCUGCCAGAUUGUCCUGGAAGUCCCGACUGUAACUCUCAGGGAACUUGCGACGCCAGCUUCACUACUCCAAGGUGUGUUAAUUGUAAACCAGGCUGGAUGGGACCGGGCUGUGAGAAUAUAUGUGAUGCAACCCACGGCACCCAGAGCCCAAUGAAUAGUGGCAACUGCCUGUGCGAUGGCUGCUACACUGGUAAAGGAUGCAAUAUUGAAUGCGAUGGUCAUGGCAAAUGCGUCAAUGGGGCAUGUCAGUGUAAAGUAGGAUGGCGAGGCAGUAAAUGUGAGGUGCCUGGUUGCCCUGGAAAUGAAACUGAUUGCACACAACAUGGUGUCUGUAAUACUGCUCUCCACGAGUGUGUAUGUACACCAGGCUGGACUGGUGAUGACUGUGCCACCCCUGACUGUGGAGAUGGUGCCUGCUAUGUUAAAGAGGGGCGUGGUUUGUGUGACGGAUCUGAGGGCAUCCCCAAGUGUGUCUGUAAUAUUGCUCAGGGCUGGUUUGGCCUGGAUUGUGACAAGAAGUGCGAGAAUGGCACUGUAGUGAUGAAUCACCUAGGUGGGGAGUGCGUCUGUGACCCAUGCUACAAUGGAGACCGUUGUCAUCUCGAGUGCUCCGAUAACGGUGUUUGUAACCAGAACAAGACCUGUGAAUGCUUCAGACAACCUGGCAAUGCUUGGGUGGGAAGCCUGUGUGAGACUGAGGGCUGCCCUGGUAUUGAUGGUCAGUGUAAUGGCAAUGGAGCCUGCAUCAACAUGGUCUGCAAUUGCUUCAACGGCUGGAAGUCGGACAACUGCAGCCUACCUGAGUGUCCUCGUGACUGCUACUCCAGGGGAGAAUGUGUUUAUAACGAGGAACUCGAAGCAGGAGUUUGCAUUUGUGAGGAACACUGGAUAGGCGCUGAUUGCAAUGUACCAUGUAUCAAUGGCACAAACAACGGAGAUGGAGUGUGUCAGUGCACUCGCACCUGCGAUACUGGCUUAUCCUGUGAUGGCACAUGCAGUGGCUAUGGGUCAUGUGACAACAAAGGUGGUUGCAUCUGCAAUUUCGACCAAGGCUUCAAGGGAGACCAGUGCACUGUCCCAGGAUGCCCAGGCUGGCCUGACAACUGCAUGAAUCACGGCACCUGUAACUCUGCCAGCGGGCAAUGCACGUGUGAACUGGGCUGGAAGGGAACUGCCUGUCAUAUCCCAGACUGCGACUGUAACGGAGUCAAUGCCACGUGUGAAAUGCGUGCAGGGGAUGACAAGCCUCGCUGCUAUGACUGUGAUCAUCCCUACAUUGGGGAUAAAUGCCAGUACAAAUGUGUACAUGGUGUAGAGGAUCCGGCCACUUUUGAGUGCAUCUGUGACGAAUGCUACAGCGGCGCCGAGUGUGACUCCCUCUGUAACAACCAAGGCUCAUGUGUCAAUGGAUCUUGUGACUGUGGCUUCAAUGGAUAUCGAGGCGAGUUCUGCCAGACAAGCGAGUGUCCUGGUUUUGAUGUCUCGUGCACAAACCACGGCCAGUGCAACCCAGGUACCGGUAGCUGCUCAUGUAACACCGGCUGGAUUGGCAUUGGUUGUCACGUGGUCAAGUGCAAGAACGACUGUAGCAACCAGGGAAUGUGUCUCGAACUCGAGCCCCCUGAGACCCCACGAUGCAACUGCACUGACAAGUAUUUUGGUGAUGACUGCAGCAAACGAUGUGAUCAUGGCAUCGUAAUCAAACCAAGCCUCAUUGACCUAUCCACCUGGUACUGCCAGUGUGACGGCUGCUUCACUGGAGCCCAGUGUGAUGUUGAGUGCUCAGGACGUGGAAGCUGCAACAACGGCACAUGCGACUGUGGUACUGCUGGAUGGAGGGGAGACAACUGUGAGAAAGCUGGAUGCCCGGGCCUAGAGGGAGCCGACUGCUCCGGACAUGGAAACUGUAUCACUGGAUCGGCUUCUACAAUUGGAACCUGCACCUGUGACACCUACUGGGUGGGAGACGGUUGCUGGACAGCAGAGUGUCUCAACAACUGCUCAGGGCGAGGCAUCUGCAAUGACACCGUGGAUGUACCGUUCUGUAGCCAGUGUGAACAGGGCUGGAUGGGACCUGACUGUAGCAAACCUUGCUAUGGCAUACAACAACCCAUGGACAGCGGAAUCUGCGUCUGCCAGAGUAACUGUUCAAGCCCUGCAGAUGCCUGUCAGACAGUCUGCAGCGGUCACGGCACGUGUGACAAGGCCACAGACUCCUGCGUAUGUCAUGACGGCUUGGGACUCAAUGUGAAAGGCCAGUGGGGAGCGUUGUGCGAGGAAUCAGACUGUCCCGGAGAGAAUGAGCCCUGCAGCGGUCACGGUCUCUGCAUACAGGGAUCCUGCACUUGCAACACUACUGUCCUGGAAACCCAGAUUGCUCUGGCCAGGGCGAGUGUGACACCAGCUGGGGACAUACCAGUCUGCUCCUGUUACCCUGGUUACAUGGGCAACGAGUGUGAGUACCGCUGCGUGAACGGGACAGCCACUAAGUCCCACGAGUGCGUCUGUGAUCCAUGCUUUACUGGAGGAGCUUGUGACGAGGUGUGCACUGGGCAGGGCUCCUGCGUCAACGAUACUUGUGUGUGCAGUCCUCGAUUCUGGGGAGAGUUCUGCGAUGAGCGUGGUUGCCCUGGUGUUGGACAGAGCUGCUCAGGUCAUGGUCUGUGUAACCAGGUAGACCAGGUGUGUCAGUGUAACUCAUUCUGGAAGGCUGAGGACUGCAACACCUGGGACUGCCCCGGCGACAAUGACUGCAGUAACCGAGGUACAUGUGAUGGUGCCAAUUACUGGCCACCAAAGUGCUUCAACUGCACACAAAGCAUGGGAGACUCGUGCCAGUAUGACUGUAUUCAUGGAAAAGAGUUCCCUCCCUUCUCCACCCAGUGUGUGUGUGACCCUUGCUACUCAGGCUUCUCAUGUAACGUUGAGUGCACCAACAAUGGGUUCUGCUCUGCUGAUGCCAAUGGAACAAAUGUAAGUGUGUGUCCUGCAACUGUUCAGAGGGUUACAAAGGUGCCCACUGUGAACUACUGGAUUGUCCAGGUGAGCCAGACUGCACGAAGUGACCUACAGGGAACCUGUGUGCGACAGAACGGUGCGUCUGUUUGUCUGUGCAAUGGAGGGUUUGAUGGAGCGGAUUGCUCUGUGUAUGUCUGCCCUGGAUCUGCUGAUGGAAAGUCCUGCAAUGACAACGGUGACUGCAUCCUUCAAGCUGGUGCCUCAGCCCCUGCCUGUGUGUGUCACCAUGGUUUCACUGGCCUGGCAUGUGAUCAGUGCACACCCAACUUUGUUGGCUCACAAUGUGAGCGUUGCCGGGAUACUUACAUCGGCUACAACACCACUUGUGACACACUGUGUGUUAACGGAUAUGCAACCGUUUUUGGUGGUGAUGUGUGUGAGUGUUACAAUGACGAUGCGAACGGUCACUGGAUCAACCCUGACGAUGGCUGCGUGGUCUGUCUACAGGGCUGGAACAUGCCACACUGCACAGAGUGUGCUGCACACUGGGUUGGACCAGACUGUGACAUCAGCUGCACGGAUAACCAAGGCUACUUUGUUGACAACGACGAUGGUGAUGUCAUCACCUCUCCAAUACUUCCGCAAUUCAAGUGUGUAGAGGAAACUUCAGAAGGCCUGUACAUGGCAUGGUUUGGAUACAAGAAUGCAAACCCGAAUAAUGUUUACAUCACAUCCUCCAGUGAAAAUGCGUUCUUUUUCGGGGACAACUUGGCAACUGACAUUACCACACCCACUAAGUUUAUUCCUCAGACAGUUGACUAUGCAGUCUCAAUUGGCCCUAUGAACAUGACAGAGCUGAGUUUGUACAGCUGGCAUAUCUACGUACUGUCACUGGGUAGCACACCUCAGGUGGCCAAUGUUAGCUCUCUGGGAGUGUGCUCCUCCAAACCCAAACUGACUGCACUGCCCGUUGUGAAGGGUCGAUGCGAGUGUAACCACGGUUACUGGGGCCCUGCAUGUGUGAACCAGUGCCCUGGCGGUGGAAACAACCCUUGCUUUGGCAAGGGCACAUGCGACAAGAUCACCGGAGCGUGCACUUGCAUUCAGGGUGCAAACAAGACCGUAAACUGCGAGACAUGCAUUAGUGGGUGGUUUGGUGAUGACUGCAGUCUUGUGUCAACUCUCAGACAUACCUCCAAUGCUGAGUGGUAUACUGGCAUGGUGUAUGGCUAUGGAAGCUUCCAGACCUAUGACGGGAGUAAGUACGAGAGUAACAAGGUGGGACAGUUCCUGUUAUCAAGGGUUACAAUGGCAACAUCACAGCGGUUGGAUGUCCACAUUGUCAGGAUGUCUGGUUCCAACCUGGUCCCAGUGUCAAUGACCAGCGCAGUGGGCUUCAACAUCAACGGAAAGAAGCUUGUCAUCAGGGCAGAUGACGAAGGUACCUCUGGCACUGUUACCCUUAACGAUGAACCCGUUGCCAUUGGCAGCAAACUUAACCUGGCACCGGAGGUCAACAUUAUGAUGACUUCUACAACUCAAUACAAGCUAACUGCGUCUACAGAUUUCUAUCUUACGAUUGACAUGAAGAAGAGUCGUUUGGAUGUCUAUGUCAAUGCCAAGCAGUCUGUCUGCUCUACGGCUACAGGUUUAUUGAGUUCCUGUGAUGAAAAUGAAACCAAUGACUUCAAGACAAGCAUCGGAAAUGUUCUUACUGUUGGCAGUCUGGCAUAUCCACUGACAGAGACAAGCAUUGAGGAGACGUUUGUUCCUUCCUGGCGUUGGGACGACAAUAUUUUCACCAACGUUAUUCCCAAGUUCAACAACGAAGGAGGUGAUACAUGCUUAGAGAUUCAGUGCCAGCUCAAUGGAAAGUCCUGCACCGAUAGUAGUCCCUACAAUGUUCCAUUUAAUUGGGAAGACGGAAACUGGGCGAACAUACAAUGGUCAGUUUGUACCUACAAAAUGGAGUACCCAUCAGCUACAGAUAUUGUUGAUGUUCUUGUCGAUGAUCCUCCACCAGAGAAUGUUGACCAAUGCCGCAAAAUCAUCGAGAGUGUACCAAACAUAGAUCUUUUGGGAGAGGCAGCAAAGCACCAGUAUUACCAAGAAUGUCUUUUGACAACAAUUCUGACCAAUGACACCAAAGCUGGAGAAGAAGUAGUAACACCUAUAACAGAUACUCUGGAGCCUAACAGGACAUCUCCUGAUCAUCCGACCACCUCCCUGUGCAAUGAAUACCCAGAAACGUCAGAUUACUACGGCAAAAAUUGUGAUGUGUACUGUGUCAGAGGGGCAGGUGACUAUAACGUAGAGGAUAAUCAGUGCCACUGCAGACAUGGAUUCUAUGGUUACGGAUGCUCAAAGACAUGUCUUUAUGCUCGUGACCAGAUCUGCGGAGGAGGAACUUGCAAUAAGGUCACUGGACAGUGUACUUGUUCUUCUGAGAAGUUUGACCCCUCCAAAGGCUGUGAGACAUGUGCAAGCGGUUAUAUUGGUGUUGACUGUUCAUCUGUCAUGGCAGUUAUACCUUCAACAUUGUCAACAUAUACAGCCACAUGCUUUGGACAGGGCCACUGUGAAAUGUUUGACGGACAAAUGUUUGAAAUGAGGAAGUCUGGUGAAUAUUUGUUCUUCAAGAAAGGUACUUCAUUGGUGGUCUAUGUGCGCAUGCGACCAUGUGACUCCUGCAAGGCAUGCAUUCAGCAGGUAUGGUUUAAACAAGGUGUCAAUGACUUCACAGUGAAGGUCCCUCUCUUGAUCAAUGAUCCUCUAAUAUUUGAACAAGAUGGAAAGCCAGUAACCAUUCUGAGUCUUGCUUCACACACGGUCAAUGCCCAGGCCACUGUUACCUGGGUUGAUAAGGUCACUUUGGAGUUUGUAUUUGGCACGGUGAAAAUUGCCAUGUCAUAUGUCGAGGACACAUCAUAUCUUUCUGUGACGGUGAAGACACCAUGCAAUUCAAACGACAUCACUGGAAUGCUGGGUAACUGCAACCACAACAAAGAUGAUGACUUCAAAGAUGCUUCCGGAUAUUCCGUCAGAUAUAGUGAUAUCAGUAACGAUGUCAUUGACAACAAGUUUACAAAGUAUCUUCAAAUCAGCAGUGCAGUUGCCAACAAGUUUGUCUACACGUAUCCAGGUGUUGCUCUAACCGAAGUCAAGAGUAUGUCACAAGGAUUUAGCGUGUUCAUCAAUGGAAGUGGAGCAAUGACACCAAGGGCUCCUACGGACUCCUUUUACUCAAAUGCACCUUUCAAUGUCUCUGUUGAAGCUAGGGUGAAAGUGCUUGGAACAAGUGGCCUAAUCGUAGGAUACUACAAACUUGGAUCCCAGAACAAAUUUAGUUUGUAUCUGGUGGGCAGAAGGCCAAGGAUUCAUUUGUAUGGGCAGAUUUUUGACACUGAUCAUGAACUUGAGGUGGAUGUAUGGUAUCAUAUUAUAGUGGCGUUUGAUGUGAAAAACACGUUAUUUGAUAUGUCAAUUUAUAAAGACGGAAAACAAGAUUUCUAUGCGAGUUACACUGCUGCAACUGUAAGCUUCCCACCGGAAGGAAACUUCUUAAUUGGCAAUUGGGAAAUAACACCACCACUUAAUUUUGGUGAUUACAUCGGUCUGAUAGGUGAACUAAGAAUCUGGAAUAUCUAUCUUGACAAGAAGAAGAUCUACACUCUGGUGAGUGAUCCAGCAGUGACAGGCGUUACUGGGCUGGUUAUGCAGUUCAGAUUCCCAGAAGGACUUGGUAUCAACACCUACGACUCCAAUAAAGGAAUUCCAAUGAAGUUCUCAAGUUCUGGAACAACAGCAUGGAUCAUAUCUGACAAGCAAGGAGUCCCGAUGGAUACUUUACCAUGCCUUGCUCCAACACCAGACGCAGAGCGCACGGCAGAAUGUGAGGAAAUUUUUGCUACAGAUUCUAUAACUACAGCUUGCAAUGCACUUGGAACUGAUACCUCUUCAUUCUUUUUAGACGCAUGUAAGAAUGAUGAUGGAUAUGUGCCAGCCCUUUCCUCCUACGUUGGCCUUUGUAAGAAUGUUCUCCAGCCUCCUACGAGUCCAACAGAUGGUCUGUGUGAUGAUUACAAUAGUGAACACUAUGACACUUUCUGUGGACACAUGUGCAUGCAAGGAACACCUACAAGUGCUGGUUGUAAGUGCAAUAUUGGCUACUGGGAUUGGAACUGCGCACAAGAAUGCCCUGAUCGAACCUCUGGUGGACUGCCAUGCUUUGGAAAUGGGGCUUGUGAUGUUGGCUCAGGAAAUUGCAUUUGCAAACCCGGAUAUGAUAUAUCUACCAACUGCAAGACUUGUGCUGCCCCAUUCACUGGGGAAUUCUGUGAUGAAUUCGAAGUUGUCUUGCCUCCUCCUCCAGGUUCUAAGAAUGAAACAACAGGUGAUGGCAGUGGUGGUGACACUGGCAAUGGAACCAAUACAGGUGGUGGUGAUACUAGGUGGAACAGGAACUGGUGGAACUGGAACUGGUGGUACCUGGAACUGGAGGUACUGGAACAGGAACUGAUGGUACUGGAACUGGUGGUACUGGAACAGAUGGCACUGGAACUGGCACAGGAACUGAUGGUACUGGAACUGGUGGUACUGGAACUGGAGGUACUGACACAGGAACAGAUGGUACCUGGAACAGGAGGUACAGGAACAGGUGGCACUGGAACUGGUGGUAACGGAACUGAAACAGGUGGCACUGGAACUGGUGGUACCGGAACUGGUGGUACCGAAACUGGAGGUACUGGAACAGGUGGUACCGGAACUGGUGGAACAGGAACAGGAGGCACUGGCACUGGUGGUACUGGAACUGGUGGAGAGGAUCCGAGUGGCUCUGACACCAAUGUAAUCAGGACCUGUGCUGUAUAUGGAUCUCUCAGUGCACUGUCAUUUGACAGUAUUGGAUAUGCAGUAGAUGAUCCAAUAGAACCAUCAACAGAGACCAAGUACACAUACACAUUUGGAACAACACCGGGUGUGCUGACCCCUGGUGGAACAGUGACGACGCUAUCAGGCACUACAACAUCAGGCACCGGAACUGGAGACACUGGUACUGGCACAGGUGGAACAGGAACUGGUGGUACUGGCACAGAAACUGGUGGUACUGGCACAGGAACUGGUGGUAAUGGCACCGAAACUGAUGGUACUGGCACAGGAACUGGUGGUACUGGCACCGGAACUGGUGGUACUGGCACAGGGGGAACAGGAAGUGGAGGUGACUCCCAUACAAAGGUGGUUUCUCCUGUGAUCAACGAUGUGUUUGACCCAACAAAGACUACCACAAUAUCUCUAGCUUCAUUGUUACCCAAUGAGUGUUUCGAGGAUGGUGGCAGAUUAGUGAUGGGAGGUCCCACGGGUGCUUUUGAUCCAACUGUUGGUGUGGCCUGCACGGGCUCAUUCUCUGGUUCAGUUGAAGAUUUCUCAGUAUUCAUUGAUGGAGUCUCUGAGCCAGCAGUUCAGUACAAAUUUGACGAUGGUCAAGGGCGUGUAAUUACCGAUGUCUCCGGCAAUGGAUUUGACUUAAUUGUGAAUGAUCCAUACAACCUUGGAAAUUCUGGCUUUGAUGUCUCCACCCUUCCUGCUCCUGGCUUGCCAACAGAGCUGACAGCUGAAUUCACUGAUGAGGCAUCGGAAAAGGAGGCUAAGGCCUAUUGUUCAUCACUGUUUAACAACCCACAAAUUACAAGUGCAUGCUCUGCACUGGGUAGCUCAGUAAAAUUUGUGUAUGAAAGCUCUUGCAUGGAUUUGGCUGCAAAACUUGGUAAAGAAAGUGGCAUAAGUGCACUGGAAUCUUAUACACAACUGUGCAAUUACCAACUGAUUGAUGAUGCCACAGACCCUACCACUCAAACGCCAGAUCAGAACCCAACUAGGUUCCUGUGCACCAUUGAUCCAAAGCUGGCAGGCUUCGUUGGUCCAAACUGUGACAUUCCGUGUGUCAAUCCUGACUUGAGCGAUACAUCAGUGUGCAAAUGUGCUUCGGGCUAUUUUGGCAUUAAAUGUGACAGCAUAUGCCCUGCAGGAGUUAACAACCCAUGCAGUAACAACGGUUUAUGUGAUGCAGUCUCUGGGAAGUGCUAUUGCUCGAUCAAUCAUGCUGGUUCUGAUUGUUCUGCUUGUGCGACUGGUUACUUUGGGGCAAAUUGCACUGUAUCUGUUCAACAGCCCUCGAACAAUACACAAAUUGUAACUAGCGUUUUGAGCGGUAACAGUUUCUUGAAAACACCUGACGGUGCUUAUGUGCAGGUUAAUAACAAGGACUACCCAAUAGAACUAUAUAAUGAUGGCAAUGUCACCAUUGAAGUUCAGAAAGGUCAGACUGACAAGUACCAAAGCGGUGUCAAGGCUGUUGCAUUCUCCAUUGGUAGUCAGAAUGUCACAAUAUAUCCUGCUGAGGAUGGAACUGUGAAAUUAAAUGGAGAAGAGGUUAGUCUUGGAUCAAUAAGCUUGCCAGGUGGUUACAACAUUACAAAGACUUCACAAGAAGUAAUCACUUGCACUGGGCCCAAUAAGUUCAAUGUGGAUGUCACUAUAAACGACGAUAGCAUGGGUGUUAUUAUGGAUGUAUCUAAGACAGCAUGCUCAAAGGCAACUGGCUUAUUUGGGUGCAAGAAAACUGGAACUGCAAGUUCUUGUGCGGAUGAUGAUAUUUCAUGUCUCGUUAAUGCUAUUGGUCUGGCUGCAGCAGUGAAAACAUACAAUCUGACAGAAACAGAAAUAAAUAAUUACUUUAUCAAUGAAAGUAUGCAUUAUGACGAGUCAAUUUUCAGUAGCACUGGAGAAGUACAAGUAACUGCAGGAACUGCUUUAAAGAUUGAAAAUGGUGGCUCUGUGUCUUUACCAACUUUUAGUGGUGAAAUGCUUGAUCUAAAUAAUACAGAUUACUCUCUUGAAGCUCGACUCAAAUUCCAAACAUCAACUGAUGGAACAAUCUUGAGCAUAGCAAAUGAUAAUGCCACUUUUGGUGUGAUUUGCAAGAAUGAUAAAUACUUUGUGAAAUAUGGUGACUACGAAUAUGCUACAGAUGUACCAGUAAUCAAAGGCGAGUGGACCAACAUCGGCACUUCGUUUGACCAAAUAACAGGAGAAACCCUGUUCCAUGAAAUUCACGAAAAUGGCAAUACAGUAUACAAGCAGAUUAAUAUGUCUGAUUCAAUUAGUAAGUAUGGUCCCAUCAUGGAACCAGGAAGCACCCCCAUGGUUGGCAAGUGGCAGAACAUUUCACAAACAAACCCAACAGAAGCCCCAGAAGCAGACACUGGAAAAGCCCCGCCUGUUUUCAUUGCAGACAGAGUAUUGGUAUGGCCAGUAUUCAACAAUAUAAGCGACUAUGAAAAUAAUUUCAAAUCAAACAUGGACAAUUCAACAUUUUCAACUAUCCCAGGACCAAAUGCAGAUCCUUCAGUGCUGAACAGUAAUGUUACUGGAUCCACAAGUGGAACUGGACCGACUGGUGGAACAGGAUCUACAGGAGGUACUGGAUCAACUGCAGGCACUGGAACAGGAUCUGGUGGUACUGCAACUAAUGGUACUGGCACUGGUGGUACUGGAACUGGAGGCACUGGUGGUACAGGAACUGGAGGUACCGGAACUGCAACAAGUGAUACAGAAUCUAGGGUAAAGCCAAUUAUGGGCUUCAAUUUUGAUGAGGGAUCAGGCACCUCUUUAACAGAUUUUUGUGGAGGCUUGCCCGGGUUUGUUGGAUUUGAUGGUAAAUAUACUUUCAUAGACAGUGAUCCACCGAUAACUACAGAUGGAAUACCAGAUCAGAAGGCCAAUGAUAUCAUCCCAGCAGCUGUUGACCCUAAAAUGAAUGAGACCUGCAAUACAAUAAAGAAAUCCCUUGAAUCUGUGUGUGACAAAACACUUGCAGAGGAACAGGUGGAACGAGUACAGGAGGUUCAGAUGGUGGAACAAGUGGUACCGAUGGUACAGGAGCUGAUGGCACAGGAACUGGUGGUACUGGAACUGGAGGAACAGGAUCUGGUGGUACUGGAACUGGGGGUACUGGAACCUGGAGGAACAGGAACUGGUGGUACUGGAACUGGUGGUAUCGGAACUGGAACUGGUGGAACCGGAACUGGAACAAGUGGUAAUGGAACUGGCAAUGGAACUACCACAAGUGGCAAGGACGGAUCAUACAGAAUGUUCAACACCAAGGCAAAACAACUGGACGAGACGUUUGAUAAAGUUGUGUUGCUAGAGAUGACCAACUUCAGAAUGUUGAUCCGACAAAACAGUCUGAAGAGACAUGGUGAGAAGAUUGUUGUAAUAGAUAAAGUUUUUAUUACUUACAAAAUCCAAACCAUCAACUUUGAACUGGCGUAUGGAAGUGACAAUCGUGCCUCUGAGAGCGACAAACCAAAGUCUAAAAUAUAUGUAGGUCAAAACCUGCUUACGGAGUGGAAACAAGACACAAAGGUGGACAAAACCGUUGGUCAAGUUGUCUUAGAAUCUAUUAAUGCGAAGACCAUCGCAGUGAAGGUUGCAAAUCUGAGUCUGACAAUAGAAAUCACCAGAGGUGAAACUUUUUUCAAAAUAAGGACUGUUUUGACCAAUAGUUUGCUGCCUCACAGCGGACUGUGCUACUGGGUGCCUGAUUCAAUUAGCAAGGUUGCACGUGCCGAGUAUGUGCAGUUCUCCGCUCCCAAUACAAAACUGAAGUCAGCCAAGUCUGGGACUUACUGUGAAGUUGGCAUAGACUUCAACAACAAGGAUUUCUUUGACUCCACCAACACUGAAGAGUUGGAAUCAGGCUUUGCAGUGUGUUGUAGUGAUGCAAGUUUUGGUGGCAAGAAUUUCCAGUUGUUCGAUGGUGAGGAGAUGACCACUAUUUUCUACCUGAAGACAUGCACGAAAUGCCACGGUGUUGUCUUCUCGUACAUUUUGCCUCAAUCACCACCCUUCAGCAUUGAUUACACAAGCGCAGGGUUAGAGUUGUCACACGGACCACAAAUGACCUACCCAACCGGCAUCAAGUUGAAGGACAACGUUUGGCACAUGAUCGCUCUCACUUGGUCGCUACGGCUCAAAGAGCUUCAGCUGGUCGUAUUCUUCCAAGACAGGGGACCAACUCCAGACGUUUUUAAAAUUAAUCCUUUCCUCAAACAGCCCUUCAAAGCGGGUGGAAUUCUCUCUCUUGGAAAGUUCCAGAUCAGCUCUGUCGUUCCAAAAUGGCAAAAGACGGACAAUUUUGUGGGCUGCUAUGACUCACUUGGUUUCGCCUUUGUGGCGGCAAGUGUCACCCAGCUUCAGAAUCUUUACCAGAAGUCGCCAAGCAGUGUGAAAACAUACUUGGGUGCCUCAAAGUUCUUCUAUUAUGACUUUGAUGAGGACCCUUACACAACUAAUGGCGAACUGGAGAAUGAUCUGACACAGAGUCAAAUCACUGUCAUGUUUGGAGGUAAGCGGUCAAGUCUGAAGCUGGAAAACACAGCCCCACUCAAGACCUGUUACCAGAGGACUUCUGACGCACCCAUCAAGAAGCCAGCCAAAGAUUCAUACACAAUUGUUGGCGCCCGUAGACGCAGAGCAGUUGAAAGGGAGAUUACCCACUUGAUGAAUUUUGUUGGUCAUGGGGGGCGAGCCAAACGAGCUGUGGUGUCCUACGACUAUAAUGCAUUCUGUGACCGAGUGUUUACCUCAUCAAAGAGUACAUUGGCUAAUUUAUGUGGACAAACAAAAAUGCUACCUACAAGAAGUUUGGCUCUCUGGGAAUGUUACCAUGCCAACGGUGACGGAAACGACAUUGCAGACUCAAUCACUGGAUUUGCUACAGACUGCGAAGCAGCACUACAUCUGACUUCCUACCCAGCUAAGCAAACAUGCAUGGAAUUUGAGAAAGACUUCAACCUGUAUCCCUUCAUGGGCGAGGUAUGCUCUCCGGAAUGCGCCUUUGGUGGCAUAAAGAGCUCAUCUAGUGCCUGUUUGUGCGAUAAAGGCUUCUGGGAUGCAUCAUGUAGCUCAGUUUGCCCUGGCGGUGCUACAAAACCAUGCAGUGGUUUCGGAUCAUGUGAUCAGAAGACUGGAAAGUGCAACUGCCCAAUCAACAGAAUGGGAAGUGAUGACUGUAGUAUUUGCUCGAACGGAUGGUACGGUGCUGACUGCGAAAUAACAGACAAUGCACAAACCUCAGGGGCGACAACGUUUAUGACCAUGAUGGGACAGCUUGGAAGUGCAUACACGCUGGAUGGUUUAACAUACCAAGUUAAAACACAGGGAGAACUUCUUCUGCUGGCCAUAUCGAAUAAUGUCAUAAUCCAGGGCAAGUUCAUGACAUGCUACACUAAUUUCUCCUGCAUGUCUUUCCUUGCUGCUAGAAUUGGCGACAAUGCUAAUGGUUUUGCAACAAUAACAGUACAGUCACAGCGUUCAUACAAUUCAAAGCCAUAUGUAUACAUUAACGGUGAUUACACAUCACUGGAUACAACAUCAUACUUUAAGGGUUUCACUGUUAAACGGUCAGACUACUUUGAAGUAACUUUAACUGUCAAUGAUAUGGUCACAUUUAUUGUUCGAACAGUUGGACAGUACCUGUACUUCAGGGCAGAAGUUGAUCAAUCAUUCAUACCAAACACAUCGGGUCUCUUGAGUGGUAACUUGUAUACCCUCACGUCUGACAAAAUUGAUCAUCUGUACAACGCUCAGUAUACAGUAUUUGGCGUUUGCUCAUCAUCUGCAUCAGACCAGACAGUGUUAGCAAGUGAAAGCUCAACAGUUCUUGCGUUGAAUCCAUAUACACAGGAAUUCCAAAACUCGACUACUAUGGACAUUUCAAGGUUCAAAGUACAAGACUGUGAUAGAAUUAUCCAUUAUCCAAGUGCUGACUAUGAAAGCCAGUCAGUUGGAGGUUAUGCUUUAUCAUUUAAUGAGGCAAGCUUUUUCCAAGAUUUCUACAUCGAUACAAACAGAUACACAGAUUUGACAUUUGAGCUACUCGUUAGAACUCCAACUGCUAAUGACAGCGGAGUAUUGUUUGCAUUUACAAGUGAUAAUGCCUUUUCGAUAAUAAGUGGCAAUUCAUCAAUUGAGCUGCACACAUACAUUAACAACACUGAUAUUGUUUACGAUACAGAAAUUGCAUUGAAUCAAAAUGAAUGGAAUAAAGUGUUAUUCACAUUCGAGACAACAACCCGAGAAGCCUCGUUGUAUGUGAUUUAUGCAAACGGCGCAGUUUCGUCAACAGAUACAACAUUGUUCAGCGACAUCUUCAGCAAGUCGGGAACGCUGUCAAUUGGCCACUGGAGGUCACCCCCUCAUGCUGUGCAGUACAACCUUCAGUCUUCAUUUACGGGAGAUAUGGAAAACUUCUUGGUGUGGAAUGUCAUUAUUGACAGAAGUCAAGUGUCCCAGCUUCACCAGAUGAAUCCUGCUCUAGCCUCGUCCACGCUGAUUUAUGCCCUGCAGUUCAACGAAGGUGAUGGUGGAAAGACGUAUGACAGUAUUACCAGCGCUGAGGUGAAACUUCCAUCUUACCCAUGGAAAUCACCAGAAUGGAUUGUUUCUGACCUAUCAUACAUCAGUGGUGACCUUGCUUUUUUGGCAUUCAGCUUUUUCACAGAAGCCAAAUUAAAAGCUGAAGCAGAAAACCUCUGUGGAAAUGGAAUGUUCACCGAUAAAUGCACAGGUAUGAACAAUGCAACGUUAGAGUCAUACUAUGUGACCUGUAUGCAGGCUAUUGCUGUCACCAAACAACUUACGUCUGGUUAUAACGUGGUACUGGACGCUUACAAGGUUUGCUCAACACAGAACAGCUUGGAGGCUAGCAAUGUCUCUGCAUACUGUGACUCCAUCAGUGAUGACAAUAGGAAUGCAACAGCGUGUGCCUCAUCUUGCCUAUUUGGAAUGUCAUACAGCAAUGGAACAUGCUUGUGUUUCACAGGUUACUAUGGAGACAAGUGUGACAGUGCUUGUCCUGGAACCUCGGACAGCCCUUGUAGCAAUCAUGGAACGUGUCUGUCAGAUGGAACAUGCAAGUGUGCGUGGAACUGGAACGGAGAUGCAGCCUGCUCAAGCUGCUCAAGUGAUGCUUCUGGUGAUAUGAUUGGUCCAGACUGUACAAUACUAUCAACAUCAUCUUUGUCUAGUACAUCCAGCAAAGUUGGCGCUGUAUCCAGCAACGGCUAUUUCAUGACGUUCAAUGGACAACAGAUUUCACUUACUGGUCAGACUGGUGCCUUCAUGCUGUUUAGCUCUGCUAAUCUCGGUGUUGAUAUCCACUUGUACCAGGUGAGCUGUAACUAUGGAUCCUGCGUGGCAGCAGUGUCCUUGGAAUCCGCCACAAGCAGCGUUGUCAUCACUCCAGCAGGUCAAGGCUAUGCUCCAGUCGUAUUUAAGAAUGGAGUAGAGAUCAAACUGGAUGACACAACAGUUAAAAUUGACAGUAAUAUAGAUGUGAUACAAAACUCCCUGACAGAUAUAAGUGUCAGGAUCACCACUCUUGGAUCUGUUACUGUCCAGGUCUUGGUUCAAGAGCAGUUCCUGCAGGCCUCUGUCUAUACUGCGCCAACUGUCUGCCAGUCGGCCACUGGUAUAUUUGGAGCCUGUGAUUCUACAAGCAAAGACUACUCGUCAAUGUCUGAAAACGAGAUCACUGAAUACAUCGUCAAGAAUUUCCGAUUAUCAAGUAGCGUAAUACUAACUGCUCUUAAAGCUCCAGUUGGUGAUGGGCAAAACAUAACAGGUUAUGCUCUGCAAUUCAAUAAGAAUUCUGUAAUGACACGGCCAUUGGUUUACCCCAAGAAUUUCACUUUAAAUGGAGCAAACUUCAGUUUGUCAAUGUACUGGAAACCAUCUUCAUAUGGCGGAUACAUAAUUUCCUAUGGCAAGGAUGUUGCAUUUACAGUUCUCAACACUUCUCCAUUGAAGAUUCAGUAUGAACAAAAAAUUGUUGCAACGUCAAUCACACCAACUUUGAAUGAGUGGAAUCAGCUAAUUUUGACAUUUAAGCGUGGAUCAAAUGGCACAAUUGAUCUCUACUUUUUUGAUGCCAACUCUGAUGUUACACAUGAAAUUGUUAAAUUAGACUGUCCACGUAUAUUUGAUGAAGGUGGUACAGUGAUGCUUGGAGAAUACAUGCCAGCAAAGGAGUUCAAAUACACCUACAACGUGGAGCACUUCAUUGGCGUGAUUGAUGAAGUGUCUAUUUGGAAGAAUCCAAUACCCGACUCCAUAAUCUACCAAGCAAACUUGCUAAGCACAAAGGUUUCCGGAUUUUCGUCAGAGUUAUCCCUACUUGUAUCAUUUACUGAAGGUGUUGGCACCGUAGCUUUUGAUGAGAUCGAUGGUAACAAUAUGAUACUACCAAAAGCACCAUGGUCAUCACCAAAAUGGCUGGUUUCAGAUUUAGGUCUGAAAUAUCUGAGAAAGCUGGAAAACACCAGAUACACAACUAACCAGAUUGACGGAACUGUUGAAACCACGUGCGCAGCAUUCUUUGAUGACCUAGCUUUGUCCGCAAGUUGUUCGAGAGUGUCUCCAUUUAUCCGAUGGUGGUACAAACAGAACUGCAUGGUGACAGCAACACUGUCCGGAAAUGUUACAGAUGUAACUAUGGCAAUGGUUGAUUUUGCAUCAGUGUGCAAGGUUACGGGUGGUUCUGAAAGUUCACUGUAUGACAUUAUUUGCAAAAUGAACUUAACACUACCAGGGUGGCUUGUACAGAAAUGUUCCGGUUGCGCCUUUGGUUACAAAGAAGACGACAAGUGUGUGUGUUACUAUGGUUAUUACGGAGACAAGUGCCAAUCAGUUUGCGCAGGUGGUGCUGCAAACCCUUGCAAUGGACAUGGUAUAUGCACUCAAGCUGGAACAUGUCAGUGCACAGGGAGAUUUGAUGGUGCAAAGUGUGAUGCUUGCUUGACAGGCUGGACAGGUGACAAGUGCACAAUUAUGAAACAAGCAGGUUUCAAUCCACUUGGAAACAAUGCAGAAACCUUGGUGGCCCAGGUAAAUCUUCUUGGACAGCUGUCUAUGUUUGAUGGUGUCGUGGUAGAUAUGCCAUUGAAGGGAUAUUAUGAACUGAUGUCUCUGGAUGCCUUGGGCAUUUCUCUGCACGGACGAUUUGGUGUUUGUGAGUCAUCGAAUGCACUCCAUAGCUGUCUUAUUGGCUUUGUUGUCGAGCACAAUGGAACGGAAUAUUACAUAAGCCAUGAUGGCUAUGACCAAGUUUCAAGCGUUCAAAUAAUGACUGCAGGUGAACCUCUGAUGCUGUAUGGUGAGCUUCAACUUGGCAACAUUACCCUGGAAUUGGAAUCAAAAACCACAAUCAAAAUGAAGGUGGAGGGCUCAGAUAUGGUGAUAAAACUGUCUUCAAUUUCAGAAAGGCUCAUGGCUACAGUUUCAUUGCCUAGAGCUGAAUUUGAUGCUUACCAGCCUACCUUAGAUGGCAUUGUGACAUCUUGCGACACAGCUGUGGCUGUAACUGCUUCCAACUGCUCCAGCGUUACCAGGCAAGCCAUUUGCGAUAAAACUCAUAGCGUUGCAAGUGAGUGUGAAUUGCCUCAGACAAAGGACUCACUGGCUGCAUAUGUCAGCAAAAAGAUGUACACUAAUCAAGCAUUCAUGGAUAUUGUUGAAAAGAAAUACCUAUCCCCUCUGGCACCCAACUGCUUAGAAUACUCAAAUGGCAAUGGCAUGACCGCGGCAGGAAUAACACUACCAUCAAGCGACUUUGCACUAGAGAUGCAUGUGAAACCUAAAACGAACGGUGGGGUCCUCAUGACAUACGACAAGGAAGGUGAAUACCUAGUGUUGCUCAAUCAUGACGUGACCAAUCAGCUGGUACUGCACACAGCCACCAAAAACUUCUUCACGGGUUUGAAACUCGCUCAGAACAAGUGGAACCAGAUUAGUCUGGCAUGGAGGGAUGAUGCAGGAGUAAUGGAGCUCUAUCUUGCCGACGAUAAUGGUAUUUCCACAGUGUAUGCAGCUGAGGUCCCCGACCUGUUUGACAGUAAAGGCACGCUGACCCUUGGUCAAGUGACUCCUGGACUUACGGCCAGCAUUGCAGCUGGGGACUUUAAUGGUCACAUUGACGAAGUUCGCAUUUGGUCCAGACCACACAACCCUAACGUUAUCACAGAUAACUUCAGAGUGACUGUGACUGACAUGACUGAGGAUGUCUCGCAUAACUGGAACUUUAAUGAAGGCAUGGGCUUAUCAGCUUAUGAGAAGAGUUCUGGUCAAAACUUUGUGCCCGUCAAUGUGGAAAAUGCACCAAAGUGGGUGAAGUCAGAUCUUGAUCUUGCAGUUGAUGAUGACCUUGAUGCACCACAGAUGACUAAACAAGAUGCAGAGAAUGCUGCGGCACUGGCCAAUGCCCAAGCACAAUGCGCAAACCUCAUCAGUGAAUUCUCGUUGAAUGCGAUUGCAUCUGAUAUGAACACGCUACUUGCAGUCUAUGAAGCGUUAUGUGUUCAAGAGUUGAUGAACUCCAACGACACAGAUAGUGCUGCAGCAAUCAUGGUAGGAAUGGCAGACUUGUAUGGAGGCUUAACAAAUGACACAAACAGUCCUAUACAGGGCCUCUGCAAUGUCCUAGAUUCACUUUCCUUGUUCUUGGGAGUCAGCGGCAGCAACUGCACAAGCUGCAACUUCGGCAGUUUGGAUGAAAGUGGCACAUGCAUGUGUUUGGAUUCUCACUGGGGUGCUUCCUGUGAUGACAUAUGUCCAGUAGGUAAACUAGGGGCCUGUAAUGCUCGUGGUGUUUGUGACAUACAGUCUGGAAAAUGUAACUGUCACCCACGCCACUACACUGGUGGAAAUACAGUUGAAGAUUUCUGGAAAAAGUUUGUCAGUAAAAAGAGUAUGGGUAUGAAAGAUGAUUACACAUGUGCCUCCUGCUCAGGAGAUUGGGUUGGAAAAGAAUGCGAGUUCUCUAAAAUUACUCCUAAAUCUACCACUGAGUUCACUGGCAUGGUUUAUGGUUCCUACUUGACAACUUUUGAUGGCAUGUCCUUAUUACAUGCUGCCCCGGGUACAUACUCGCUAUUCAAAGCCAGCGAUGUGGAAGUUCAAGCCCUGUUUGAACCUUGCAAGGGAAACCACGCAUGCCGUCUUAUGUCUGAAUUGGCAAUAGCCAGUGGGACUACAUUAGUUCACAUUCAACAUAAUCCAGUAGGAAACAUGUCUGUGGUUGUUAAACACAACGGUAAGACAGAAAAGAUUGAGUACCCACACAAUGUGAAAUCCUAUGGAAAGAUCGAUGUAGCUUGGAGCGAAGGGCCGUUUGUAAAAGUCCAGCAAGAAAGCAUUAAGAUUAUAACGUAUGAUUCACCUAUUGGUCUUAUUACUCAUGGUAGAUUUCCUUCUAGUCAAGCUGGUGCAAACAAUGGAAUGUUUGGAAACUCUGCUAACAGCUGGUUGAAGACCAUUAAGUGUCCAGACGACACUACAACUUUGAAGGAGGAUGAGGUUACGUCUCAGUACGCCGGCAACUGCAUUCGUGAGAACUACACGCCAAGCAAGAGUAUUAUUGAUCAUGAACUCGGAUCAGAGGAUAUUACUUCAGCAGGUUUCAGUAUGACAGUGCAGAGUGGUGGUGAAAUUUCCAUUGGAGGGUUUGAUCUGCAGCAAGAACUUGCAGAUUUCACUGUAGGCUUCUGGGUGAAGGUGGAAACCUUAUCAAAGAAGCGUUCCAUACCUUCCUUGACCAUCAUGACCCUUGAUGUUGGCUCUUAUCUUGCUUUUAAGGUUGAUUCUGGUGAAUUGGUCGUAGACUGGAAUGGAGAAUACAGAACUGAUAUCCUGGUGAGCACCGACAAAUGGUAUUAUCUAGCUUUCACAUGGGCAACAGAUGGCAAGGCGUCAGUGUAUCUAAUCACAGAAACGCAAGUGCAGGUCAAAGAUCCAUUGCCUGAUCUCAUAAAUACUGGGCUGAAAGUGAACCUAACAGGAAUAAACAUAACAGCUUCAUCAACGGAGACUGUCACUGUUGACUGUGUGAGGACAUGGAAAAUCAAGAAGUCGCUAACAAAUGCUGAUGCAGAUAGCAGGACAUACUGUGGACCUACAAGCCCAACUGAUACAGCACUCUUGCUGGCUAUACCGUUCGAUGAAGGGGAGGGUAAUGAGACCACAAUGACAAUAUACAAUGAGGUUGUUGGAACUACAGCAGGGCACAUCCUGGAUAAUGUUGCCAUUAAUCUGACAGAACCUGUUGUCUGGAAGCCUUCUAAUGCUCCUGUUUCUAGCAUCAGCUCUCCCGGUCCAUUGACUGUGUAUCAUCGCUCCAAUACUCAUGACUACACGCAGGCUGCGAUCAACUGCUUAAGUGUCCUCGAUAAUGAGAACAUCACUAAACACUGCGAAGUCCUGCCCAGUGGAAUUCGCGACCACUUAUUAGAGGCCUGCAUUCGCGAGCAUGACAGAGCUGGAAAAGAGGAGUCCAAAAAUAUAAUGUACUCAUCGUUGAUCUUCUACUGUGCUACUGCCAUGAAAGUAGAUGAGUGUAAAUUUAAAGGUUACUUCUAUUUCUGUGAUGAGACAGCAGAGGACAGCAGUGGAGGAUUCCCCAUGUGGAUCAUUGGUGUAGCUGCCGGAAUUCUGCUUCUGCUCAUCUUACUGAUUAUCAUUGUGAUUCGCUUGAAGAAGAAAAAGAAGGAAAACCAGGAGUUCACUGAACAACAAGAUGAGAUCAAUCAACAAUACCAAAUGCUCCAUAGUAAGAACACCAAUACUAGGUUCAAUAAAUCUCGCCUGGCAUACUAUGACAACCGUGAAACAUCCUUCGUGAACAGUGGCGCAUCAGGUGCUGGAAGAGUAUCUGCCUGGUCAAAUGGAAGGGAUUCCGCCAUGUCGGACGGAAGGGCCUCUCAGAAUACAAUCAGCUCCAGAUUCUUUGAAUCUCCAAUGAUGUUUAUGAGUGAUGAACCGUCGGGACCAAACAGGGCUCGAUCUCAGACACCAACAUCUAGCCGCGGAUUUUCACCUCUCAGUUUCCUCGGAAAGGGAACUGUCUCGCCAACCCCAACCAGCAUCAUGGUUGACACGCCUGGAAAUGUGCCUGAUACAUACAAGAGCAAGAAGGAUUUCACGGGGGUCAAGACAGAAGGCAAGGGCACUUUUUCAGCGGUGUCUAAGCUGCUGGACAAGGCACGCAAAGAGGCUCCAGCUGAGUCUCCUCACCCUGCCCCGCUUCAAGCAUCUGCAGGUCCCAACACCUAUCCCAAAGGCCCUAUGUUUAAGAAGAGGGAAUCUGCCGUCAGUCUGGCAAGCAUCAACAUGGCCAAGAGGAAUUCUGCUAGCAGUAUGGCCAACAACAGCUUCGGAACAACCAGCCCCCCUAUGAGCCCCACUGACACCCAGGGAGAUUUCAUCAGCUUCUCUCCAACUGGUCCUUCAGGUGAUUCAUCCGGAGGGCGGAAUGCUAAUCUAAAGGGGCCUGUAUUCAGACACAGAGACUCGAGCGCAAGCCUUUCAAGCCUGGCUGGAAGCAGUUCAAUAGCUCUGGCCAAUGACACCGUUGGAACUACGAGCCCACUAUUGAGCCCUAUUGAUGAACAUGGCAACUUCUUGGGUACCAGUAGUCAAUUUGGUGGAGUGCUGAGCCCCAGACCGUCAUUUGGAGCUGAUGCCCCAACCUCCUUAACUGGAAAGCGUGGCACACCAAACGCAGCGUUCCUAGGUGAUGGCAACUCUAGCUCAGCACUGGAUGGGGAAGCGGCAGCACCCUGGAAGAAACUUGCUCCCAUACCAAGACUUCCCCCACCCUUGUCACGGAAGAAAUCCAAUGUGGACGAUUUAGAUAUGAUAUAAACACUUAAUUUGUUACGACGCUUUUACCGUAAAAUGCUUGCAUUUAAUUUCAUAUUAAUAUGAUAUUAUUUUACAUUCUUAAACGUGAUAUGUUGACUCAAUUAAUGAACAGUGUUAAAGUUUGCAACCAUUUUAAGCCACAAACAUGCAAACUAUUUAAGCAACUAUCUCCAUUCCUAAAAGACUUAAGAAAUUAAAAAAAAAGCUUAUGUUAGUUUUCAAAAACAUGUAGUAUAUAUUUGAUAUGAUGUUGGCCAUGAUAUCACGGGAUUUAAAAUGCAUUUUCUUUACGGUUAUAUGUUGUGCUUUUCUUAUCAUUUCUAUGCACAUCCGUUUUCUUAUUUAUACACAAUAUUUUAUGUUGUGAUGUUUGAAUGUGGAAUUAAUAUAUUCUUGCAAAACACUUGAAUACAGCACAUGUUAAAAAGGGUUUGCUUAUACAAUUUAAAGAUUUAAUAAUUCAAAAAAUAUUUUAAGAUCAAAAUGAUGUAAAAUUGCACGAGUGGUGAGCAUUGAAAACGGGCUGCCGGUUUCAAAGCUUUCACUGCUAAGCAAUUGUGUUUUUAAAUGACCUUUCAAAAUAUUCUAUUCAAUGAAUGCUUUAUUGACUCAUAGGAUGAAAUAUUAUUUUUGACUGUUCCAGUUUUUUUUUCACAUUUGUUUUUUAUUUAUGAAAAUGAACGUUAAAAAUCUUUUGACCAAAAAAAAUCCUCUUUUUUAAAUAUUUAUAUUUGCAUGUUGUUGUUGUUACUGUGUGCCUUUACUAUUUUCUAAUAAACUAUCUUUAAAAUA
Dreissena polymorpha is the source of this 65049-nucleotide messenger RNA. RefSeq lists its product as uncharacterized. Gene Ontology annotation, biological process: cell communication. Lineage: Eukaryota; Metazoa; Mollusca; Bivalvia; Myida; Dreissenidae. The record is from RefSeq and is a predicted model, not a curated record. Gene Ontology annotation, cellular component: membrane.